GGGACAUAAAAUAGCUAGCAAUCAAUCAAUCAAACGAUCUUCCAGGUAAAUGGGGAAUAUGUAUGUUGCAAAGAACCAUGGAAACUAAACGUUGUGAUAUGUAGUUUUUAUUUUAUUGCUAGGGAGAUCUGUGAGAUAAUAAUCAUGCAUAUUAGUUAUUACGGGGUUUUAUUCUAUGGAUCUGCCCAUGUAACUUGCAGAGUCCUUUAUGUUUAACAUCCCAUAGCUCCCUUAAGUACAUAUUCUGUUAUUUACGAAUGUGCGCAGUGUAGUUUGUGUGCAUAGUGUGAGACUAUGUUUGCGUGUCUGUGAGAGUGGUGUAUACAUGUAUGUAUGUAGUUGGUGUGUGCAAGUGUAGGUUCAUGUACUUUUACACUGCUCACCAUGGUUUUUAAUCAACCACUUUGCAACAGAGGAUUUAAAAAUGCAAUCUGCAAGCUGAUCAUGUUACAUAAACACUGUGGCCACGUUUUUUUGUUUUUUUUAAUGUACCUGUACCCUGCUAAUUGAUGCAAAUAUCUAAUCACCCAAUCAUGUGCAGCAACGCAGUUCAUAAAAGCAUGCAGACAUGAUCAACAAUUUUGUUUGUAGUUCAAAUCUCACAUCAGAAUGGGGAGAUAUGAUUUAUGUGACUUUUAAAGUGGAAUAAUUGUUGGUGAUAUAUAUAGUGGUAUACGUAGCUGUGAUCCUGAUAAUAAUCUGUGAUUCACACAAACAGUAAUAUCUACAAUUUACAGAGAAUGGCGCAGAAGCAAAAAAAAAAAGAACAGGAAAAAAAACAUAGUGUGUGUCAGCUCUGUGUACAAAAACUCCUUGUUAGAGAGGGAAAUGAUCAGACGAAGAGGAAUGAAACGAUAACUGAAAUGCCCCAAAACUGGACACGAUUAGAAAAACUAAAAAUGCUUGUCUGAUGAAUCGUGAAAAAAACUGCACCAAUCAGAAUAUAUCUCUGAAAUUAUAAUCUGUCAUUGCAAGAUGAGCCUAAAAUGCAGUUCUUGCAAAAGAAAAAGUUAUUGAACCAGUCCAUAUAAGUUACAAACAUAUUUGUGCUUGUCUCUGUGUACUUUUUUACAUUUUUUACUGGUCUUCCCUUUGUGGCUUUUCUAGCUCACUCAGUCGUUUGAUAUUUUUUACUUCUCGGAUGUACUGAGAUGAUGUUUUGGUUUUUUUUCUUCUUGAAGGGUUACUGUGUGUGUGUAGACAAUCCCCUCGCUGCAGUGACAAGCCCUGAACAGACCUGACAGGAAGUCUUGACGGGGCGAGACUAUGAGCAGGAAGAGGUGAGAUGCUGAGAUCAGUGGACCAGAAGUGAGACUGGUAACCGAGCAGAAAGAGAAGGGGAGAGAAAUGCAGAAAAAGUGAGAGGCUAAAACCAAAGCAGGGAAGAAAGUUAAAGGUAGACGGAGAGGUGAAAGAACAGAGAACAGCAGAAGGUGCAGCAAGUGGCCAAGCAAGGUGGACAUAGGACAUUUUAUUAGAGCACAGAGAGAUAGGUGGAGAACAGAAUAAGUGAGAUACAGAUGCAGGAUGAUAAGGGCCUAAGGAAAAAAGGAUACACAAACACUGACGGAGAUCGAAGAGGAGUUAGGUAAGCCGUGCAUGUAGUUGGCCCCCUUCUGAGGAACAUGGGAGAUGUUUUUGGCAAUGUCUUCAUGGAACUUUUACAACUAUGUUUUUUUUUUUUAAACUUCUGCACACUGUGUCCCAUUUUCUUUUUUGUGGUAUACCCGGUAUCUCCACUGUAUUCCCCUCCACCCUCUGUGCUAUUUUUUUCCCUUUAUUCUCCUUCCCAGUCAGUUUUACUUUUUCCCAUCUAUUCCCUACACCUUCUGUUGUAUGUUCUCCCCUUCAUUCCCCUCCCUCUCCUUCCUAUGUUCUCCCCUUCAUUCCCCUCUGCUCUAUGUUCUCCCCUUCAUUACCCUCCCCCCACCGUUCUAUGCUCUCCCCUUCAUUACCCUCCCCCACCAUUCUAUGUUCUCCCCUUAAUUACCCUCCCCCCACCGUUCUUUGUUCUCCCCUUUAUUACCCUCCUCACUCAGUUCUAUGUUCUCCCCUUCAUUUCCCUCCAAACACUAUUUUAUGUUCUCCCCUUUAUUACCCGCCUCACUCCAUUCUAUGUUCUCCCAUCCUCCCUCCUUUCUAUGUUCUCCCCUUCAUUCCCCUCCAUUCUAUGUUCUUCCAUUCAUUCCCCUCCCCCCUCCGUUCUAUGUUCUCCCAUUCAUUCCACUCCCCCCUCCGUUCUAUGUUCUCCCCUUCAUUCCCCUCCCCUUGUCUUCUAUGCUCUCCCCUUUAUUCCUCUCCCCCCUCCAUUCUAUGUUCCCCCAACCCCCUCAGUUCGAUUUUCUAACCUAUAUUCCCUUCCCCCUCCGUUCUCUAUUGUCCCAUGUGUAUUCCUCUCCCCUCUCUGUUCUAUGUUUCCCCCUAUUCCCCUCUCUGUUCUAUGUUUCCCCCUAUUCCCCUCUCUACUGUGCUUUCCCCUGUGUUCCUCUUUGAAUCCUCCUGCUGUCCAGUCUUCCCCCCGUAUCCCGCUCUCCACAGGGUUCUUCUUUGUGCCUCCCCCCCAUUCCAAGUUCUGAUAUGGUUUUCCCUCAUAUUUCUCAUUGAUCUUGUGUUCUCGUUCAGUUCUAUGUUCUCCCCUGCAGUAAAAACUAGAGCAAACUAGUCUGUUUUAUGUUUUAUGCCUUUAACCCAUUUCACUGCCGCCAUCUUCUGUUUAAAAAAGUUGCAUAUCCUCUAUCUAAUACACGGGAUUCAUAGCAAACGCACGAACACAGACUAAAACAGCAAUUUCAUGCAUUGAUUAUUCUUAAAUAAAGACAUAAACAGGAAGACAUUAUUGGGCCAGGCCUAGCAAGAUAUCUGAGAGGUAUUUCAUAAAGAAUGUGUGAAUAGGACUUGAGUCUGGUGUAUAAAUAUGUGUUCUUAGAAUGUAGGCUUAAAACAUAUACCUUCUAGUUUACAAUAGUGAAUUUGUAUCAGUUUUACAAUACUGAACUUUAGCGGCUUCUGUUCUGAUUUAGAAUGUUGGAUUACAGCACUCUAUGUUUUGAUUUAGAAUGUUGGAUUACAACACUCUAUUUUUUUAUUUAGAAUGUUGGAUUACAGCGCUCUAUGUUUUGAUUUAGAAUGUUGGAUUACAGCACUCUAUGUUUUGAUUUAGAAUGUUGGGUUACAGCACUCUAUUUUUUCAUUUAGAAUGUUGGAUUACAGAGCUCUAUUUUUUUUAUUUAGAAUGUUGAAUUACAGAGUUCUAUGUUUUGAUUUAGAAUGUUGGAUUGCACCGCUCUAUGUUUUGAUUUAGAAUGUUGGAUUACAGCACUCUAUGUUUUGAUUUAGAAUGUUGGAUUACAGAGCUCUAUGUUUUGUAUUUAGAAUGUCGGAUCACAGAGCUCUAUGUUUUGAUUUAGAAUGUUGGCUUACAGCACUCUAUUUUUUUAUUUAGAAUGUUGGAUCAAGGAGCUCUAUGUUUUGAUUUAGAAUGUUGGAUUACAGAGCUCUAGGUUUUGAUUUAAAAUGUUGGAUUACAGAGCUCUAUGUUUUUAUUUAGAAUGUUGGAUUACAGCACUCUAUGUUUUGAUUUAGAAUGUUGGAUUGCAGCACUCUAUUUUUUUAUUUAGAAUGUUGGACUACAGCACUCUAUUUUUUGAUUUAGAAUGUUGGAUUACAGAGCUCUAGGUUUUGAUUUAAAAUGUUGGAUUACAGAGCUCUAUGUUUUGAUUUAGAAUGUUGGAUCACAGAGCUCUAUGUUAAAUUACUUAUAUAUGUGUUUUAAUUUAGAAUGUCGUAUUACAGAAAUGCGUGUUUUGUGUAUAAAUAUGCGUUCUUUCUUAUAAUAUUGGAAUAAAUAGAUAUGUUUUAAAUUAGAAUGUUGUAUUACCGAGACUUGUGUCUGGUGUAUAAAUACGUGUUCUUAGAAUGUAGGCUUAAAACAUGUACCUUCUAGUUUACAAUAGUGAAUUUGUAUCAGUUUUACAAUACUGAACUUUAGCGGCUUCUGUUCUGAUUUAAAAUGUUGGAUUACAGAGUUCUAUGUCUUGAUUUAGAAUGUUGGAUUACAGCACUCUAUGUUUUGAUUUAGAAUGUUGGAUUACAGCACUCUAUUUUUUUAUUUAGAAUGUUGGAUUACAGCGCUCUAUGUUUUGAUUUAGAAUGUUGGAUUACAGCACUCUAUGUUUUGAUUUAGAAUGUUGGGUUACAGCACUCUAUUUUUUUAUUUAGAAUGUUGGAUUACAGAGCUCUAUUUUUUUAUUUAGAAUGUUGGAUUACAGAGUUCUAUGUUUUGAUUUAGAAUGUUGAAUUGCACCGCUCUAUGUUUUAAAUUUAGAAUGUUGGAUUACAGAGCUCUAUGUUUUGUAUUUAGAAUGUCGGAUCACAGAGCUCUAUGUUUUGAUUUAGAAUGUUGGCUUACAGCACUCUAUUUUUUUAUUUAGAAUGUUGGAUCAAGGAGCUCUGUUUUGAUUUAGAAUGUUGGAUUACAGCACUCUAUGUUUUUAUUUAGAAUGUUGGAUUACAACACUCUAUUUUUUUAUUUAGAAUGUUGGAUUACAGAGCUCUAUGUUUUGAUUUAGAAUGUUGGAUUACAGAGCUCUAUGUUUUUAUUUAGAAUGUUGGAUUACAGAGCUCUAUGUUUUGAUUUAGAAUGUUGGAUUGCAGCACUCUAUGUUUUGAUUUAGAAUGUUGGAUUGCAGCACUCUAUUUUUUUAUUUAGAAUGUUGGACUACAGCACUCUAGGUUUUGAUUUAAAAUGUUGGAUUACAGAGCUCUAUGUUUUGAUUUAGAAUGUUGGAUCACAGAGCUCUAUGUUAAAUUACUUAUAUAUGUGUUUUAAUUUAGAAUGUCGUAUUACAGAAAUGCGUGCUUUGUGUAUAAAUAUGCGUUCUUUCUUAUAAUAUUGGAAUAAAUAGAUAUGUUUUAAAUUAGAAUGUUGUAUUACCGAGACUUGUGUCUUGUGUAUAAAUACGUGUUCUUAGAAUGUAGGCUUAAAACAUGUACCUUCUAGUUUACAAUAGUGAAUUUGUAUCAGUUUUACAAUACUGAACUUUAGCGGCUUCUGUUCUGUUUUAAAAUAUUGGAUGAAAACGAUGUUCCCAUUUAGAAUGUUUAUUUGGAGAUAUCACUGAUCUAGUGAUAUUGAAUCUUAGAUAACAAAGACAUCUCUUCUAAUUUGCUACCUUGGAUUACAGAGCUGUGGGUUCCAAUCUAGAAUUUAAGAUUACGAAGUAUGUAUCCCUGUUUAGAAAGUAGGAUAUGGAAGUGUGUUCUGAUCUAUGGUAUGUUCCGUUGUGAUCUAAUCUAGAAUGUAAAACAUUUUGUUCCAAUUUACAUUGCUGCAUUACAGAGAUGUGUGUUCACAAUGAGAAUGUUCUUAAUUAGAAUAUUGGGUUACAGAUCUGAGUGUGCUAUUAUAGAAUGGCUUGUUAGAUCAUUGUGUGCCACUCUGUCUCUAUUCGUUUCUCUAGGUACACUCUAGAUAGAAUAAAAGAUAAUGAUCAUUUCUAGGUAAGACACUAUUUUCGAUGAAAUGAGCAGAGACAUCUGGAUUACCAAUACUAAAUUUAUUGUUUAAAGCAUUUUCUGCUACAUAGUUGUUGAACUGCCCUUACACCAGUUCAUUACAGGUCCAAGUAACUGGUAUCCAUUAUCAUACUGUCCACACUGACUUUAGUGUUCAAAAUAGUACAGUAACUUAUCCCUGCAUUUAUAAUGAGGAUAUCCACAAUUCCCACAAUCUCUACACAAUGCUGCUCCUACCUAUCCUCCCUAAUUCACAAGUAUGUCCCAUCUAGGCCCCUACAUUCUGCCGAAAACCUACGUCUAGCCUCUGUUCGUACUCGUAUCUCUGAUGCUCGCCUUCAAGACUUCUCUAGGGCUGCACCGUUCCUGUGGAACUCUCUUCCUCUCUCCGUUAGACUCUCACCCUGUCUCUAUUACUACAAAAAAGGGAAAAUUCUAGGAAAUCGUAUCAAUUAAACUCUUAACAGCCCUUCCUCCCUGCACCUUUCUACCUCCUGUACAACUGUCAGACACAAAAAAGUAAAAAAAAAACCUAAGCCCUCAGUGAAAAACUAUUCUAGCAACCUACUUUUCUACCCUACCCUUACCUCUUGGGCCACUUUACCCCACUCCUUCUAGAAUGUAAGCGUGUUUAAACAGGGCCCUCAACCCCCUCUGUCCCUGUGCGUCCAACUUGUCUGGUUACAAUUACUUGUCUGUUAGUCCACCUAUUGUAUAGCGCUGCAGAAUUUGUUGGCGCUUUAUAAAUAAUUAUAAUAAUAAUGAUUCCUGGAACUUCUAAAUAUCAUUGUUGUGCCUUUAAUCACAUGGCGAACAUUGGUGAUAUUAGGGACUAGAGCCUUGAAUGUGGGUUUCUUUAGCCCCUGGUCUCUUUAGGUGGCAGUAUACAAAGGAUAGGGUGGAACAAAUGAAGACUGGUUAGGGGUUAUGAAUUAAGAGAGUGAGACAGGGGGAUAUAGAGGCACUAGGGGGUGAGGAGAUACAGAGAUAGAGUAACAGGUUUGAAGGUAAGGGUUGUAGGAAUUAACAGAUAGUAUUGGGCCUUGGAUAAAGUCUUGAGGCUCUUGGGUAAAAAAUAUCCACAGGAAAAAAUCCAUGGAUGACAUUGAUAUUAUUUUGAUAUAUUUUAACUCCCGCUAGCUAUGAUGGAGUUUUACUUAAUAUUACAGAGUGCAUUAGCCUGUUAUGUGCAUAGAAUUCAUCUUGUCCCUAGAAGGGACAGGAUCGUAUGCAUUCAAUCACAGACAGGGUUAUUGAAGUGUGAAUUAUCAGGAUUAAAAGCGAAUAUCACAUUUUAAGCCUGUGUAGCUAUACUACAAACACAGCUGACGUGGAGACUCUUGACUUCAAAUUUGAAAUCCACUUUGAACUGCCAGCAAUACACAAUUUAUUGAAUAACUGUAAAUAAAACAUAGGGGAUGGUGGAAAUAUAAUACUAUAAUACAAGUAUCUCGUUUUUAUAAAGCAUUUGUAGUACAUUUCCGAUGCCUGGGCCCCUGUAAAGACCUUUUAUACAAUUUAUAUGCUAUACAGCAUUGCGGAAUGCAUCGACAUCCUGUAACUGAUAUUACCAUGUUCCCAUCCCAGGUAAGACUACACAUCGCAGCCAGAAUUAACCUUGCCGUCAUUACACGGAAACGUUUUAGGGAAGGAAGCUGGGGUUCCAAAUAUAGAUUGAACAUUUUAUUUUCUGGCACGUCUUAAAUUCCACCCAUAAUCUAGAGACGUGAUCAUUGUGAAUUACUUACCAACCUCCCCCAGAAUUCCACCAUUUUUAACUAGAAGUGGUAUCAGCGGCUCCUAAUUUGGUCUAAAGGGUGAACAGUCUUGGUUUAUGGAAGUCAGUAAAACUCAGCUUCAUCUAUAACCAAACAUGUGAAACUAGAAAACAGAUCUCCAAUGUCCAGUGGGCAAUGUAAUGGGGAUGGAUCAGUGACGCUAAUCAAAGGUGGCCGGUCCACUCGAAGAGUUGACAGGUCAGCUGAGGGUAGAUAAGCACUGUUUUAGUGCCAAGAGCAUACCACAAAUGGGUCUAAUCAAGCUCUCGCAGUACAUUUGUUGGGGACAUGUCACCGAAAGUUGGACACCAGGGAACAAGGUUAGGGUGACACUGAAAUCAGGGCAAAAUCUGGACAGUUGGGAGGUCUGGGUUUGUGGGUGGGACUCUUAAACGUGUAUCUCUACAUGUAGUGACGGGGGCAGGAGGAUAUUAGUUUUUAUUAUGUUUUUUUUUUACUGAAAACUGGAGUAGUACAGAGCUCUAGAAUGUUACUACGGUCAGGGGGUGGGUGGGUUCCACCCCAGGAUGGGCUUGUUGGGAACAGAACCUUGUUGCAUGGCUCUCUGUUAGUUAGGUAACAUGGCAGGAUUACAUGGAAUACAUGGCUGUGCAGCAUGUGCAUGUUUCUGGUUUAUACACAAACUGCAUGCUGUUCUUGUGUAGAAAGGAAGGGACAUAAUAUAGAGGGGCAUGGAUGUAUGACAUCUCCCCACCUCUCUGUUAGUGUAGGGGUUAUCAUGUCAACCCUAAGUAUUUCUGGAACUGAGCAAUGGUUCUGGUAUCUAAAUAAAACUAUGCAGCUCCACAUUCCAUAAUUCUAAAUUGGAACAGAGAUCUCUGUAAUCCAACAUUCUAUAUAAUAUAAUCCAACAUUCUAAACUAUGUAAUCCAGCAUUCUAAACUAUGUAAUCCAACAUUCUAAACUAUGUAAUCCAACAUUCUAUAUUAUAUAAUCCAACAUUCUAAACUAUGUAAUCCAACAUUCUAAAUUAUGUAAUCCAACAUUCUAUAUUAUAUAAUCCAACAUUCUAAACUAUGUUAUCCAACAUUCUAAAUUAUGUAAUCCAACAUUCUAAAUUAUAUAAUCCAACAUUCUAAACUAUGUAAUCCAACAUUCUAAAUUAUAUAAUCCAACAUUCUAAACUAUGUAAUCCAACAUUCUAUAUUAUAUAAUCCAACAUUCUAAACUAUGUUAUCCAACAUUCUAAAUUAUGUAAUCCAACAUUCUAAAUUAUAUAAUCCAACAUUCUAAACUAUGUAAUCCAACAUUCUAAAUUAUAUAAUCCAACAUUCUAAACUAUGUAAUCCAACAUUCUAUAUUAUAUAAUCCAACAUUCUAAACUAUGUUAUCCAACAUUCUAAAUUAUGUAAUCCAACAUUCUAAAUUAUAUAAUCCAACAUUCUAAACUAUGUUAUCCAACAUUCUAAACUAUGUAAUCCAACAUUCUAUAUUAUAUAAUCCAACAUUCUAUAUUAUAUAAUCCAACAUUCUAAACUAUGUAAUCCAACAUUCUAUAUUAUAUAAUCCAACAUUCUAAAUGAUGUUAUCCAGCAUUCUAAAUUAGAACAGCAAUUGCUGUAAUCUCAAACUCCAAUUUAUGUAAUCCAACAUUCUGGAUCACAAGAGAAAUCUCUGUAAUCUAAUAUUCUAAAUUGUGUAACCCAAAGGACUCCUCCAAUACACCACAUGUGACUAUAUAACCUAUUAUAUUUAUGUAAAUAAAAAUGUUAUUCAGAACAAUUCCAAAACAUCUUUAUUUACAUAAACUUAUUUCUAAAUGCAAUGAUUGUCGUUUAAAUACAUAAUGUGAGUAUUAUUGUAUUGGAGCUCUGCUAGGGACUCGGACACACCAACAAGGAGCUCCUAGAAAAGAGAGACAGGGGUUUGAGCCCAAAAUAAGGACUGUCCCUCUUAUAUAGGGACACUUGGGAGGUAUGAUCUGAACCUUGAUGACAUCACAACAAUACCGCACUAGGAUUUGAUAUAGCAAGAGGCAUCAUUAUUACAACCAAAGAGCACAGUUCCCAACUGUCAAUAAGCAGAAAUGCAUAUAAUAUUUAUGAGACGUGUUUGAGUGUAAUAUAUACAGUGUUGCCAGAAUAGACUUUUAUCAGCAUUAUAUUUAGUGUGCAUCAUUAGAACAGUGACAGAAGCUGAGGCUUUCCAUGUAUUUCAAACUGUCUGAUGGCUUGACGUGUUUGUUCAGUACGUCUCCUAUAAUUCUGCAAUUUGUUGGGGCAUCCUGUCUGUGAUUAUUUAAUUGGUGUCCCAGUGGGUUCAUGUAAAUUCUGCAUUCUGCUGGGCAGCCCUUCCAAUCCAUUCCAAGAGAAACGGAACUUGGCGCCACUUUUCCAAUCACAGUUUGAUACAUCUCCCCCCACAAUGUCAUACAUUAUUUUAAUUGCUGGCAUCACAUGUAACAGCCAUUGCUGGGGGGUUACUGAGUGUGCUUGGGUGUGAUGGGAGCUGAGUGCAUGUAAUAUAUGUAUUGCCCAAUCUUGUUUGUAAGGGAGCAGAGUUUUGGAUCUCUGCCAACGCUGCCAAGUGAGAGCCCGCAUGAACCAAAGGGAGAGGGGGCUCAAAAAGGCUUGUGGCAGGGGCAGGGGAGUAACAGGAAGGCCAGACAAGGGAACAUACUGUAUGUGUGAUGCUGGCUGUCAGUGUGUAAUGAGAGUGGGAUGUCUGUGUUAUUGGAACUUACUAUCUGUGUGUGAUGGGAGUGAGAAUCCAACGUGCGAUAGGCUGGGAUUUGUGUAAUGAGACCAGGCAGUACAUAAUGCAGGUGUGGGAAAGAGGUGUGUGUGUGUGUGUGUGUGUGUGUGUGUGUGUGUGUCUGUGUGUGUGUGUGUGUGUGUGUGUGUGUGUGUGUAUACACACGUUAUUACUGUGUAAUGUUAUCUUAGUGGACCAGACAACUGAUGGUGGAAUGAAGGAGAUGAGAAGAUUCUUUUGAGUGGUGGUUGUACAGUCUACAUCGAUGAUGAUAAACAUAGCACAAUGCCAGGUAACACAGGAUGUGCAGGUUGCAGUGACGUCUACGUACAAGCUACAGCAUGGGUUUAUCAGGGUAGUGUAAAGCAACAUUAUUCAUUUAUUUAUUUUAUGGACAGUAUUUUUUUUAUUCCAGUAUUGCAGGCAUCUUUUAUUCAUUAUAUUAGUCUUUUAUCGCUGUUGCGGUCAUUUAGCUCCUGUAGAUGUACAUGUUGAUCACCUUUACUUUAAACCAACAAGCCUUUCGCGUCCAACGCUGCUAGUCCUGUCUACAUUUAGGUACAUUUUGCUGUACCCUGACAUCUCAACACCGACAAGUUGAAUUCACAUCUGAAAUCGGCUGAAUGUAAUCCGUCUGGAGACUUUGUCGAAUUCGCAAAGUUCGCUGAUGGUGGCUGCGGGGGGCAGGUAAAGGUUAGCUUACUUACCUGACCCUGUCCCUCAUGGGCGCCACCAUCUUUCAGCUCCUCUUCAACUCCUGGCACCACGAGCCGACGUCACUACUGUACCCUUACAUAUGUGCGAGAAUACAACUUGAGGUCUAGGGGGGAUCCUACGAGACCACGGGAUGCUCCAUAGACACAGUCAAUUCCCUGAAGCAGUCACUGGUGACAACUGUUGGGAUUGACACUUGGGUCAGGCAGAGGAGAAAUACAGAGACAGGGUAGUCUGUACUCUGUCUCUGUAUAUCUCUUGACUGGGUUGGAAUUUCUGUGGAAUUCCAACACAGUCAUAAUGAGUAUUUUAUGAGUAAAUAUUCUAUAUUUAUGAAAUACUCCUUUUUCAGAGGGGAUGACAGUGCCUAUGUAAGUAUCAGCAUUUAAAGUAAAGAUUCCCAUAUGGCAGUCAAUUAAAAAGUAAGAUAUUUUAGCUCGAAGUACGCACACUGUAUAGUGACAGAUAACUCUAGAAAGACUGUAUAAUGCUUAUAGCCACUUAUCAAUGUUCACAUCCAGAUAACUAUAGCCUUUGUUAAUAAAAUAUCAGACAAGCACAUUUUAACUACCAAUGAUCCCAACUGCAACUGGUAACAAUUAAAACCUCUUAAUUCCUCUUUUUAUUUAAAUCCUAACUAUUAGUGACAGUAACUAUACAGAUUGUGACUUCCCUGGAAAAUAUUCCAUAUGUAUCCCUGAGUGUCCCUAUUUUGGGACCAAAUCCUUCACACCUUUAUUUAAUUCUAGAGUGCUUCUUUUAUAGGGUCCCCGAAUAUUGGGUGUGAUUAAAAAUAUAAUUGAGCUUCACAUGAAUAAAACGCACAAUAAUUGAUCUUUAAAGGGACACUAUAGUCACCAGAACAACUACAGCUUAUUGAAUUUGUUCUGGUGAGUAGAAUCAUUCCCUUCAGGCUUUUUGCUGUAAACACUGUCUUCUCCGAGAAAAUGCAGUGUUUACAUUACAGCCUAGUGAUAACUUCACUGGCCACUCCUUAGAUGGAGUUAGAGAUCCUUCUUGGGUCAUGGCCGCCUAAAAUGCAUCCAAACAUUCAGAGUCUCCACCCUCUGCAUACAGACACUGAACUUUCCUCAUAGAGAUUCAUUGAUUCACUUCAUCUGUAUGAGGAGAUGCUGAUUGGCCAGGUCUGUAUUUGAAUUUGUGCUGGUUCUGCCCCUGAUCUUCAUCCUGGUCAGUCUCAGCCAAUUCUAUGGGGAAGCAUUGUGAUUGGAUCAGGCCACCAUUUCUGAUGAUGUCAGCAGACAGCUUUUUUUUCUAAGGCAAACAGCAUGCAGAUCUACAGCUUCAGGCUUGACUACAGUAAUAUUUUCAAAAUCCAAAGGUUAUGGUGGGGUAAAAUUGUGAUUGAAAACCCCUUCCACCUGAAGUCUGUGGAUAAUUAAUACAAUGUUAAACAAAAAUCUGCAAACCAGUCAAGCCAUAAGACUUGCUUUCCCACAGAAAUCCCAUAACUGCAGCGAUGUUACAACUGCAAAGGAUUCUGGGUGGGCAUAUGCAAAUUAGUUUAACAAAGAAUCACAUUUUUGCCUCAUUCCAUUUUAAACAUGGAUUCCUUUUAAUCUGUGUUUGCUGUAUACAACAGCUUGAAACAUAAUAUAGGAAAAGAUGCAAAACCAGUGAACCACUCAUGGACAGCUGUUUUGUUGUUAAUGCAACUCGUCAGCAUGAGGUUGGUUACUGGUUUGCUUAUUGAGGCUUGGUAGUGCUUGGGAAGCAAAAUCCAACUAGGUUAUGGUGGGGAAAAAUUGUGAUUGAAAACCCCUUCCACCUGAAGUCUGUUGCUAUAUUUAUGGAGGCAUGAUGGUGGUUUUAACACCAUAGGGUCAGAAAUACAUGUUUGUGUUUCUGACCCUCUAGUGAUCCUUUAAAUUAUAAUAACUGCACUUAGAAAUUGGUUUGUGGAGGUGAGGCCUGACUGUCAAUCGAACAAGAUGAUGGCUGCAUGAGCUCCUGAGUUAAAAACUCAAAUUAAAGAUAAAUCUCGAGAAUUAUGGGUAUUUCCAUCCAAUCACAUUUUGCCUAAAGAGGAUUUGAAUUUGUUUGGACUGUUUUUUUUAUCAAGUGUUCCUCUGGACUUAUCCAGUUGCGGCCUACCAGCAUGCAUGAUUUGGGUGAUGUGAUCGAUUCCCUGCUCUUACACAUUAUGAGCACGUCAAAAAGACCCCCCUUGGAUCAAUGGGGGUUAUCUCGGUUCUCACUGAAGUGGUUUUCUGCUAACCCAGACGAAGAGGCUCUUAUUGUCCUGCACCACAUUAUAUUGAGGCCUAAGUUGAAAUGGCUGCUGCUCUGACCUUAGAGCAACUGUCCAUCUGCCAACUAUCAUGGGUGGAUACAUUUAUUAUGGCAUAUGAUGAUCUCUGUGACAGAUUUUGUGCACGGCUAGAACAGCAACGGCUAUUGUUCCUUGGCCACCCACCUACUCACAGAUCACCAAGCUGCCACGCAUUUGCUGCCACUCACCUAGGCCAAUAGGCCUUUUCGGGGAGACCUUUGUCUCUGCCAUACUUUCCUGACAGUCUUAUCGAUUGAUACCUUGAUUGACAUCUUUGCCUAAUUUGCUGGCUAUAUUUAAGGAAUAUGGCCAACUGUCCAACCUAAAACUUAAUAUGGACAAAUCAGAGGUACUCAAUGCCACCCUGUCGGAGGAUUCACAGCAGGCGUGGGAGAAGAUCUUAAUCCUUACCCAACAAGGUUCCAUAUGUUCAAAAUUCGAGGAAAUAAGCUAUAAGCUACUGAUGCACUGAUACAGGACUCCUGAAAUGCUGCACUGGAUGAAUCCUGAGAUCAGUGAUGUGUGCUGGAGAUGCGAGCAGGAGGUUGGUUCAGGAUUCCACAUUUGGUGGACGUGCCGGUUGAUUGCGCAAGACAAUUACCGACAUGGACUUACCUUUUCAGCUCCUUCCUGUGCUGUUGCAUCACACUAGAUCCCCACUUUCGAGACACAAAAAGUAGCUCACUAAACAUCUACAUGCCGCAAAAUCACGGUCAUGGGUGGGGGGGUUUUUUGUUUGUUUUUUUAACCCUUUCCUUUACCUUCUUUUUGUGACACCAACCUUACAUACCAGUAUGCCCUGAUGUAUGGGAUGAUUAAGAUUACGUUAUGUCCCGAAUAUGCUUUUUAUAUAUAAUUUGAAGCUGCACAUGCAUCAGUAAUGUGGUUUUCCGAUGGCUCUAACCUUGACUAUCAAAAUGUAUAGUAGUUACCACUUAAAUUUCAUGCUAUACACCCCAUUUUCGGGUUCUUUCUAAAAAGUAUAAAAUCCUCAGGACCUAAGACAGAGAAUUAUAAUCAACUAAUACCUGGCAUUUUAGUCUUUAUAUCAACCAGUUUGUCACACAGUGGAGAGAUGAACACCCAUAAUAUUGCUAUAUUUAGAUGCUGUAACUCUGCUCGCAUUUAUAUUGCCCGCACAUUCCUCUCUGCUUUAUUAUAUAUUACAGUGAUGUAAGGCAAUUUCGUCUGUAUACUGAUGUGUGUGCCAUAUUGUAAUACGAAUGUCUGAGGGUUUUUUUUCUGAGAAAAAUAAAGGAUGGAAAAAAAGCACACAAAAAAAAAAAAGCUUUAUAAAAUUAAAUUAUAAUAAAUUGUAUUAACACAAUCUAAAGUAAUAUAGUGCUGGAGGUUUUAAAGACAUCCAAGGAAGAAAGGAAUUAAAAUUAAAAUGUUUAGACUACAAUGGGUUGAAACUAACCAAUCAAAGAAUAUAUGACACGUAAAGGGGAACUUUGGCUUUCUGUAAAACAUUGCGAUGUUCAGGUUCUGAUGGCCAUACAGCAUAUCGAGAUAUAAUUGGCAGUCAUCAAGAUAUGACUAUCAUCCUAUAGGGAAAGGCUAUAAUUAGCAUCAUGAACCCUCGCUGUGUAUUUAUUCCACAAAGAAAUUGACUGUUUACUGUUAAAGAUGAAAUCCAAGUAUUGUUAAAAAACAGAUAGGCCAUGUUUGCACUCGGACAUUAAAAUACAAAUAGGAGUGGGCCUUUGUUUUUCCUCUCACAAUUCACAUAUAUUUAUAAUAAAAGUGGAAGGAGCCUGUGUAUGUGGCUGUUAUUGGCUAAGAUGCAAAUAAUGUGGUGUUAAGGAAUAGCCUGAAAUAUAAUCACAAAACCACGAUUUAGGGGACUAAUGUUUUUAGUCUUGACCAGUGAUUUGCAUCGCUUUUGCAUAACGAUCCACUCUAGUUAAGAUGAAGCAUUUUUUGUACUGUAAACAGAACACACGACAAUUUCAAAAGACAAAAAUUGGUGGAACCAGCAAAAUAAACAGAUCUUCUGAUUUCUUAUCCUGUGUUCUACAUAUUAUUUUUAUAUUAGUAAUUAUUAGGCUGACCUAGAUUUGAUUGAGCAAAGAACGUUCAGAAAAAAAAAAUUUUGACGACAUAUUUUAUUUUAAUUUUACUUUUACCGCUUUAGUGCCUAAACCCAUGAUUUUGCUUUUGAAUUAUCCAAUUCUUUUCCAUUCUUCCUGUUACGACUGGAUAAUUGAGGGCCUGGGUACCUGGAUGGAUAAUGGUCAUACUUGUCUCAUAUGAUGAGGUCACUAGAGGUCCCAGUAUCCAUCUUCUGAAGAUGGGAAACUGGUGCAUAAUGUAUACUAAUAACAUGCAUUGACAAGUACACAAAAACUUAUUUACGCUAAUAGAAAUAAAACAAAUGUAUAUAGCAAAAUAAUAAUACUGAAGCAACUUGGUUGAUAUAAUUAAAAUUCAGAACUACUAAAAAAAAAAUAUUUUAAAUUCAUGCUAUACAUACCAAUACUGUAAAUGCGCAGGUCGACUUGAUAUUAUGUCUGUAUUUGCUUCAUUCUUAUAUGGAAACACAGAUACCCAAAAAAUUAAGAUUGUCCAAAACUAACAAAAAAAACUAAAUAAAAAAAUAAAAUAAAGAUAAAAGUAUGUUUGUGUAGAUAAAAACUUUGAUCUUGUUUUUGAAUAAUUUUAAUACUACCUGAAUGGUUAUCAGUAGAUUAUACAGUCACCUUAAUAAGCUUGUCCCUGGCCACAUCGUCUUGUAUGAAUGUGUCCUUCACUGACCAUUUGAAAUGAUAUCUAAGUAACAAACCAGGAAAUAUAGAACUUGACUUGUCGUCAACUUUCAAGUAGAUCCCGGGGUCUAUAUAUCAUAAUUACCAGUAAUGUCACUUGUGUUUUUCAUCUUGGCAGAAUGAAAGGCUGAGUUAACGUAGCUGGCAAUCGAACCUAUGACUAAGUGUUACUGAAUUCAGCUUCCUGAAGCACUGAGCUGUUUUUCUGGCAUUUUAAUGGCUGGGUCUGGUGUGACAGCACAGUGAAUUUAAUUAUGAGGAAUAUAAAAGUUUAAUUACCCGAGAGGUCAAGAAAACCAAUGGUUGCCUUCUGGGGGAAGUAACUAUAGUGAGGAUUGCAUUAGUUCAUGUGUGAUUGAUGUCCGGAUUGAUUUGGGAUAAUCCUGGUUUUUCUAACCAGAUAGUUAAAGGGGGAACUGUCACUCAUGUCGUUGUUAUAACCUCUCCUUUGCACCUGGCAGCCAGCAUCUAAGAUUCUAAAACGUUAGUCCUGGAUUUGCUUUGUCUGAGAUGGAUUGUUGUAAUUUAGUAAAUCUUGAAUAUAAAUUUAAAAGAAAAUGUACAAUCCAUAAAAAAGGGUAAAACAAGUUACAGGUGAUUUUUAAGGUUUUCUUCAGUGGUGUAAAUUCCUUUUUAAUGUGAAAAGCGAUGGGCCUGGUCCCCUUGGCUACUUUACCAUUAAGGGGUCUAGACUUUUAGUAACUCUGUUGGAGAGAGCAAGAUGGCAUCUCUCUGCAUUCUUAUUGUAUUGAAAGUUUGUACAAGAGCUCUGCACCACCAUAGAACACAUUAAAUGGUGGAGACAUACAUCAAUCAGCUACAACAUUAAAACCACUGACCACUGAUGAAUAAUGUUAAUUAUAUUGUUACAAUAAGACCUGUCAAGUGAUGGGAUAUAUUAGACAGGAACUGAACAGUCAGUUCUUGAAUUACAUGUGUUGAAAGCAGAAAAACCUGGCAAGCGAAAAGAUCUGAGUGUCUUUCGAAAGGGCCAAAUAGUAAUGGCUAGACGACUGGGUCAGAGCAUCUUUAAAAUGGCAAGACUUGUGGGGUGUUCCCGGUAUGCAGUGGUUAGUACAUACCAAAAGUAGUGCAAGAAAGGUCAACUGGUAAACCAGCAUCAGGGUCAUGGGCGCCGAAGGCUCACUAAUGCACAUGAGGAGCGAAAGCUAUCCCGCAGGUCCGAUCAUACAGAAGGGCCACAGGCUGUCAAAUUUCUCAUGAUAACCCCUGUCCACUGCCAAGAGCGCCUUCAAUGAGAACAUGAGCAUCAGAACUAGAUCAUGGAGCAAUAGAAGGAGGUUGCUUGUUCUGAUAAAUCACAUUUUCAGGUGGGUUUGUGUGCAUUGUUUACCAGUGGAUGCCCUAUGGAAAGAAGGUAGGCUGGUGAAGGCAGUGCAAUGCUCUGGGCAAUGAUCUGCAAUGAUCUGCUGGGAAAGCUUGGGUCCUAGUUUACAUGUGGAUGUUACUUUGACACGUGCCACCAACCUAGAGGUUGUUGCAGACCACGUACACCCCUUCAGGGCCAUGGUGUUCCCUGAUGGCAGUGGCCUCCUUCAGCAAGAUAAUGCACCCUGCUACACUGCAAAGAUUGUUCAGGAACAUGUCAAAGAGUUCACCUCCAAAUUCCCCAGAUCUCAAUCCACUUGAUCAUUUGUGGGAUGAGCUGGAACAACAAAUCCAAUCCAUGGAGGCCUCACAUGGCAACGUGCAGGGCUUGAAGGACUUGCUGCUAAUGUCUUGGUGCCAGACAACACGGGACACAUUUAGAGGUCUUGUGGUGUCCAUGCUUCAACGAAUCAGAGCUGUUUUUGCAGCACAAUAUUAGGCGGUUUUAAUGUUGUGGCUGAUCAGUGUAUGCUAAAUAUAUGCCGUGAAUAAUUAAACCCUGAUCAUUUAUGGUACCCUUUCUCCUUACGUAGAUUUUGCUUAAUAUAACAGGUUUAAGCAUACCUACAUUGCGUUCUUCCUCUGUUUGAUUGUUUUUGUUAUUGCAUGAAUAAGCAGCCAGCCACAUGCAAUGCCCAUUCUUAAUCAUGUCUCCAUGGAAACACACCCCUGUUUCCAAGACAUCAUACAGAGACAAAUUUCUUCGCCAUUUGAGAUGUAUUUCAUCUAUAUUCAGCUUGUAGCAGAAUGCACUGAUUGUUCUGACAGUAUAGCUGAAAAGCAAUUUGGUGAAAUGAUUAAGGAUAUAAUAGAUCAACCCUAUGGAUCAAUGGAGGCUAGCUUUUCAACUACUUUUCCAUUGAUGCUUUGCGUACCUGGACAUAGGCUGUAGUUCAUCAGUAUCUGGUGUGCUGAGGUUGGGUUAUACAGGCUCUAUACAGGGAGUGCAGAAUUAUUAGGCAAGUUGUAUUUUUGAGGAUUAAUUUUAUUAUUGAACAACAACCAUGUUCUCAAUGAACCCAAAAAACUCAUUAAUAUCAAAGCUGAAUAUUUUUGGAAGUAGUUUUUAAUUUGUUUUUAGUUUUAGCUAUGUUAGGGGGAUAUCUGUGUGUGCAGGUGACUAUUACUGUGCAUAAUUAUUAGGCAACUUAACAAAAACAAAUAUAUACCCAUUUCAAUUAUUUAUUAUUACCAGUGAAACCAAUAUAACAUCUCAACAUUCACAAAUAUACAUUUCUGACAUUCAAAAACAAAACAAAAACAAAUCAGUGACCAAUAUAGCCACCUUUCUUUGCAAGGACACUCAAAAGCCUGCCAUCCAUGGAUUCUGUCAGUGUUUUGAUCUGUUCACCAUCAACAUUGCGUGCAGCAGCAACCACAGCCUCCCAGACACUGUUCAGAGAGGUGUACUGUUUUCCCUCCUUGUAAAUCUCACAUUUGAUGAUGGACCACAGGUUCUCAAUGGGGUUCAGAUCAGGUGAACAAGGAGGCCAUGUCAUUAGAUUUUUCUUCUUUUAUACCCUUUCUUGCCAGCCACGCUGUGGAGUACUUGGACGCGUGUGAUGGAGCAUUGUCCUGCAUGAAAAUCAUGUUUUUCUUGAAGGAUGCAGACUUCUUCCUGUACCACUGCUUGAAGAAGAUGUCUUCCAGGAACUGGCAGUAGGACUGGGAGUUGAGCUUGACUCCAUCCUCAACCCAAAAGGCCCCACAAGCUCAUCUUUGAUGAUACCAGCCCAAACCAGUACUCCACCUCCACCUUGCUGGCGUCUGAGUCGGACUGGAGCUCUCUGCCCUUUACCAAUCCAGCCACGGGCCCAUCCAUCUGGCCCAUCAAGACUCACUCUCAUUUCAUCAGUCCAUAAAACCUUAGAAAAAUCAGUCUUGAGAUAUUUCUUGGCCCAGUCUUGACGUUUCAGCUUGUGUGUCUUGUUCAGUGGUGGUCGUCUUUCAGCCUUUCUUACCUUGGCCAUGUCUCUGAGUAUUGCACACCUUGUGCUUUUGGGCACUCCAGUGAUGUGGCAGCUCUGAAAUAUGGCCAAACUGGUGGCAAGUGGCAUCGUGGCAGCUGCACGCUUGACUUUUCUCAGUUCAUGGGCAGUUAUUUUGCGCCUUGGUUUUUCCACACGCUUCUUGCGACCCUGUUGACUAUUUUGAAUGAAACGAUUGAUUGUUCGAUGAUCACGCUUCAGAAGCUUUGCAAUUUUAAGAGUGCUGCAUCCCUCUGCAAGAUAUCUCAGUAUUUUUGACUUUUCUGAGCCUGUCAAGUCCUUCUUUUGACCCAUUUUGCCAAAGGAAAGGAAGUUGCCUAAUAAUUAUGCACACCUGAUAUAGGGUGUUGAUGUCAUUAGACCACACCCCUUCUCAUUACAGAGAUGCACAUCACCUAAUAUGCUUAAUUGGUAGUAGGCUUUCGAGCCUAUACAGCUUGGAGUAAGACAACAUGCAUAAAGAGGAUGAUGUGGUCAAAAUACUCAUUUGCCUAAUAAUUCUGCACUCCCUGUAGUUAGUCUUUUUAUUUUGAAUAAAACUACAUUUAGUUCCGUAAGCCCAACUUCUUCCCUUCUCAACCUGUAGUAAUACCGCAGUACAUGAUGUCAUGUCAGGUGUCUAACAGAUGUAGUUCAGCUGCUAACAAUUCCCAGAUGCUAUUGCUGUUUUCAUAAUAUACUGCUCAUGGGAUGAGCUCACUGAUGUUAUAAAAAGUAGGCUGAAAAUGAUUGUUGAAGGUACUUCCUAAUUUAGCGAGAGACUGUUACAGAAGGUGUAAAGGCUGGGAUUAUUGGCCAAUGCAUGUACUUUAAAGGAAUCUAUUUCUGUAGUGCCUGGAAAACUGGUUUAUAGGCUCUUGGAGUGCACCCCAUCUUCAGCGCUGAAGGGGUUUAAACCCCUUCAGCCACUUACCUUAAUCCAGCACUUGGCUCCCUCGGCGCUUGUGACCUCUCCUCCCCCGCUGACGUCAGCUCCCGAGUGGCGUGCGCGCACUUUUAAACCCGCCCAUAGGAAAGCAUAACUCAAUGCUUUCCUAUGGGGAUCUUUUUUGACAAAUAAGUGCGAUUUACUCAGUGUAAAUCGCGGAAGCGCCUCUAGUGACUGUCAGGGAGACAGUCACUAGAUGCUGGAUUAACCCUGUAAAGUAAACUUAGCAGUUUCUCUGACCGUGUUUUCAGCUUCAGGGCUAAAACUAUGGGGACCUGGCACCCAGACUACUUCAUUGAGCUGAAGUGGUCUGGGUGCCUAUAUAGUGGCCCUUUAAAUAGGAGUAUUUUUUUUAAUCAUUUUACAUUUAUACCAUGUCUUCAUUCUUAAACUGGUGUCAUUCCCUAGUAAUGGGGAAAACCAUUUUGCCGUGUGGGUUUCCUCUGCAAACAGGCUAAAGACAUGCGCAGCUCAAUCAUUGGAUGAGUGCAUCAACUGAGCACUCUCUCAGCCAAUGAAUGACAUCCAUGCCCUGGAUUGACAUUACCCAGCCUGGAAGCUGAGCACUCUCAGUCAAUGAAUGACAUCCAUGCCCUGGAUUGACAUUACCCAGCCUGGAAGCUGAGCACUCUCAGUCAAUGAAUGACAUCCAUGCCCUGGAUUGACAUUACCCAGCCUGGAAGCUGAGCACUCUCAGUCAAUGAAUGACAUCCAUGCCCUGGAUUGACAUUACCCAGCCUGGAAGCUGAGCACUCUCAGUCAAUGAAUGACAUCCAUGCCCUGGAUUGACAUUACCCAGCCUGGAAGCUGAGCACUCUCAGUCAAUGAAUGACAUCCAUGCCCUGGAUUGACAUUACCCAGCCUGGAACUUUUGGCAAAAAAAUAAGAGAAAUUAAUGCAAACAUAUAUAAAUAAAAGAAAUACAAGCUAUCUACUUUAAAUAUAGAUACCAAGUUAACAAUCUGUAAAGAAACAUGUCAGGUGUUGGUGGAUGAAUAAGAACAAAGACAACAUCCUAUUUUGUUUUUUUUUGUUUCUGUUAACUGCAUUAUUUAUUUUAUUGUUUUUCUAUAGGAUGACAGGGAAGGUUCCAGGCCUGAUCCAAAAUAAAUUUAAUAUGGACAUGUACUUUGAGAUGGCUGGGAGACUUUGAAUUAUCUGGGCCACGUGCACCACUAGAAAUUGUGAAACAAUGACAUGGAAGGUAUGUAGGUGACAAGGGUGGAGGAUUUCUUCAAAAAGAAUAUGGUAACAAGUUAUCUCGUUGUUCUUUUAUAGGCUUAUGGAUUCUCCGAUACAGGAGGCAACUGGCUGCCUGUGCCUGCCCAUUAUCCAUGCACGAGAUCAUUACAGAGCUCCAGGACCUCCAGAUGUUGACAGAAGAGGAGACCAAGCUGCUCCAGGAAGUUACAUUGUUACCCAUGCGGGCAGAGAACCUCCUAGAUAUCCUGGUAGGGAAGGGCAAGACAUGCCUACAGGCUCUUCAGAGCUGCAUAGAGAAUAGCUGCUCUUACCUGCAACUGCGCAUGCGUCACUAUGGUAAGUGAGAUUUUGAGAUUGUGAACCCACAUUUUGUAUUUGUAACAUUUUGUGGCUCAUUGUGCUCUAUUGUUCUCCGCAGAUCCGUUAGUUCUAAAACAUCUGGAGAAAGUGAAAACCAAGGACCCAUGCCCACUGUUAACACAGUUAGACCCUCUGCUUAUAGUAGAAGGACUCACAGACGCCCAACUUCAGGAACAUGAUAUUGUGCAGCUGGAGUUAGGUCAAGAAGGAAGGGGGACUCCCAGGCAACUAUCUCUGGAGAAACUUCUGGUCUCCCUCUCACAAGUUAGCCUUCCCCCUCGCAUUACUCUGACUGUUGGAGUGGCAGGAGCUGGAAAAAGCACCCUUGUGAGACUUUUUGUAGAGAGGUGGAUACGGGGUGAAGUGUGCCCCAGCAUCACAAGUGUGAUGGCUCUGAAUCUUUCAGAGUUGAAUGUCUAUGAUCGUCUCUCUACAGAUCGGCUAGUACGACUUGCCAACCCAAGCUAUGUAAAGCCACCUGAAGGAUCUCUUCUCAUUUUGGAUGGGCUGGAUGAGUUAAGAGCACCUCUGGAUUUCUCAGAAUCUAUAGCAUGUACUGACCCCCAAAAGGAACUCACACCAGAAUGUCUGAUAACGAAUAUACUGCGUGGUAACCUACUGUUAGAAACUGCGAUAUGGAUAACUUCCAGGCCUGGGGCAGCAGCCUGGAUUCCUGGAGGACUUGUGGAUCGUAUGACAGAAAUUCCUGGACUCAGGACUGAACAUAUUAGAAAGUUUUUGGAGCAGUUUCUGCCAGAUAACAGUGGCUUAGUCCAACGUGUCUGGGAUCACAUACAGUCCCACCGUUCAUUAAAUGCACUAUGUUCUGUACCAGCUUUAUGCCGCAUUAUUGGGACCUCUUUGGGAUAUUUACUGCACACUCAAGACUCAUCCUGUCUACCAGGAACAUUGUCCAACAUUUUCUCUUGGUAUCUCAAGGCUCAGCUGUGUGACCGUGAUGGCUUAGAGCAGUCUGGCAGUGCCCGACGAACUGUUGCCAAUUUGGGAAGACUGGCAUUCAAUGGACUGAUCAGAAAACGGUCAGUUUUUUACGAGUCAGACUUAAAAUCCUGUGGAAUUGACACCCCGUUGACCCCAGGCAGCCUCAGUGCUCGCCUACUGCUAUGUCAGCAUUCCCCUUCAUGCCUCUCUUUUUCAUUUUCACACCUCUUAUUGCUGGAGUUUCUAGCUGCCGUCCACUACCAUUCAGCUGCUAAACGAGCCAUAUUUGACCUGUUUGCUGAUGGGGCAAUGUCCUGGCCCAAAUUGGGCUACAUGAACCAUUAUAAAAGUGCUGUUCAGAGGGCUCUGCAGGCAGACGAUAUGCAGAUACCCAUCUUCCUACGGUUUCUGUCUGGCCUCCUUUCACCACAGGCUUUGCGGGUGUUGUCCGGAUGCCUCCCUGGAAAGGAAGAGCUAGGUGGGCAUCGUGGGCCGGCAGUUGACUACUUGCAUAGCUUGCUAUGUGCAGGAAAAGUAGUUUCAUGUAGUACGGUGAACUUAGUCUGCUGCCUGCAGGAACUGGGGCACACAGAACUGACAAGUGGGGUGGAAGAGGACUUCAUAAAUGGAACACUUGGAGGGAAGCUGAAUAUGUUAGGGUGCAGUGCCCUGGCAUACCUACUGCGUGCAUCCAACAGCUGUGCUCAUGAAACUAAUCUUUCCCAGUGUCUUACAUACAACCUAGUGAAAAUUCUCCUGCCACAGCUACAAUACUGUACCAGCAUCAGGUAAACUAAGCUGAGUACUGCACCAGUUAUCAUUGUGGGCUUGCGUGAUAGCUAGACAACCUGACUCAAUCGCCUUAUCUACAACUAUUUCUAUUAACCUAAUAUAACAGGAAUUGUAGAACAGAUUGGUCAUCUACCUUAGAGUAAUGUCAAUGGCUACCAUGGUGUCAUUUAUUGCACAGUGCAGCACUGUCCAAUGGGCUCUAAUUUGUGGCCUGUGGCUGCUAGCCAGGUUUAAACAUUGCUUUUUCAGCACUAUUGAAAGCACAUACACCUCAAUACAUGCAAAAAAGGAUGUACAAGGAAAAUGCAUUAAAGAUUAGUCUGAAAGCUGAAAUAGGAAAAUGGGAAGCUCGAAUAGGGAUAUGGAAUGAGGACAAAAGGGAAGUGAUGGAAUAUAAACAGGGAGUGAAUGAAAAUCUUCUUAUUUUUCAAGUUGGCCCACAGUAUAGACAUUCUACAGCACUGUCAUGGAGUUUACUUAUUGAUCCAAACUCUGAGAUCCUGGCCACCAUAGUCUUACUACUCCCCAUCUCUGUAAUAUCAAAAGGAUACAUCAUAAGUAUCACUAACUGGCUCCUUGUACAUUACCCUUGCCUACUAAAAGAGGACCUUCUGUACCCUUUAAAUCAAAAUAAAAGCUGUAAAUGAAAUCAUUAUAUAUAUAGAGAGAGAGUGUAAUUGUUAUAGAGUGCUUUAUGUUUAUAAUGUAAGUGGCCAGGGAACUGGAAACAUGUAGCCUCUACGCAUAUGAAGGGGCUUAUAAGAUCAUGGCCAUAUGUAUAGGCAAGUGAUUUUUGGGGACAUCUGACCAAUGGCUGUAUCUAUUACAAUUUAGUCUCUUAUUGGGUGGGGGGCAGGGAUCGUGUUCAGACUCUGUUAUGUAUGAUAACGGGCCACAUUGAAACCAAAUUAUCUUAGUAUGAAGAUAGCCUUUGAUCAAGUUCCCAAAGUUUGAAUUUAAGAAAGGUGGCAACAAUGCUAUAGUUUAAAUUAUUUUUGAAAUGCUGAUUUGUUAGUACUGAGGUUUACUGUAGCGUGAUAGACUAUGCCGUAUGAGUAAUGGCAUUGUAAUUGUUAGAAGAACAUAGUCAGCUAAUCAUUCAAUCGUAGGCCAUCUUUUUACUGUGACCUUUAUAAAAUUAUCACAAUCAAUUCUGACAAAGGAGUUAUUCUAGUUGCCGUGAAUGUUAACAAUUAUGUGAAAAAAAGUUUCAUUGUCAAUUAUAUGGCGGACAAACACUAACUUGGACUCACCUUGCACAUGAUUACAUUAGUUUUCUCAAGUAGGUAAAGUGGCUCUGUCACGUAAAACUUGAUUUUCUUCUUUUGUUUCUCUUCUAGAAUCUGUUCUUUUUUUCUUAAUUUCUGAUCUAUUUUUAUUAAGACAAACUCCACUUUCUUUGUCAAGAUAACAAAAUAACAAACGGUAAAGCUUGCCUUAAAGGGACACUAUAGUCACCAGAACAACUACAGCUUAAUGCACAGUGUGCAGCACUAACGUUCAGCAUCUCCACGCUCUGCAUGGAGACAAUGAACUUUCUACAAAGAGAUACAUUGAUUCAUUGCAUCUCUAGGAGUAGAUGCUGAUUAGCCAGUGCAGUGUUUGGCCCUGCCUCCUCGGCUGAGAUGAUCAGAAUUGGCGAUCUCAGCCAGUCUAAUGCUUUCCCAAUGGGAAAGCAUUGGAUUGGCUCAGAUUAUCAAUUCUGAUGACAUCAGCCAAGGAGGCUGUGGAAUAAAGGUGAGUUUUUAUCCUAUUUAAAAGGGACAAGUGGGUGCUGGCUACCUACGUUGUGUUUUUAACUCCAUAGAGUCAGGAACACACAUUUGUAUUCAUGACCCUAUAGUGUUCCUUUAAACUCCAUCCUUUGUCAAUAUUAUCAAGUGUAGGAAAAAUACAGAAGACAAAGUAGUCCCUUCUUUGUCUUAUGUUUUUGUUUUUUGUUUUUUGAAUUUUUUUUGAAUUUUUUAUUUUUGUUGUGCAUGGUUUGACAGUAGGAUAUACGUUGCCACAACAGCAAACAUAAUCACAUCAAUAACAUAGAUGUAUACAUAUGUGGCAUAGAAGUGAAAGCACAUUUUAAAAACAUUUUUUAAACUUAGUAAGGCAAUCUAGUGGUAUAUGUUAUGCAAGUAUCAACAAUAGUUAUUUCGACCUUUAAGCAGUGUCGUCAAUUAAGUUAAGCUAGAAACAGGCUUGAACAGUGAUAGCCCUAGGUUUACACUACUAUGUGUAGACACUUUAUGCUGUAAGUGGUUUGGUUAGUAGGCAUGGAAAACAUAGGCUUGCAACAUGUUAUAGGUACAGGAACAUUCUAGGCGCUGGCCGGCAAUGUCCAUUUGCAGAUUUGGGUAGGAGAAAGUCCCAGCAUGUAAGAAUGUAUAGCUCACGUGUCGGUUUUCCGGCCUGCCCGCGCCCGGCGCUGAAGGGCUGGUGCAUCCCCAGUGAGGCCUGUUCAGCCAAUACCCCGCUUGUGUAUGGGUGUUGCAGGUGAUGAAGGUGUCUGGCUGGGAGCCGCUGUAAACGGCUUCGUGCAGGGUGUUACAGUCUCUUGAGUGAGUGAUCUCUGGGGUGCUGUGGGUGUAAUGUGGGUGCUCCUUGGUCGAUCCCGUCCCGACCGGCUGGUAUAGUGGGGCUGGGCAUGCUCGGAUCCCCCAGCCCGGGUUGUAGCGGAGAGCACUUCCCUGUGUCCUCGGAUCCCUCUCCCACACGUGGGGGGACCGUGGGCCCUCCGGAGCCUCACUCUCCUGAUGCCCCUUUGGGUGUGUGGACGGUGGGUCGGAUUUUGGUCCGGUGUGCUCCCCUGCCCAGAAGGGGGUUUGUUGCUCCGAGCCGUUAAGUGGGAUCGCUGUCGAGCUUGUAGGGGCGGACGGGAGUGCUUGCUUUGCUGUGUCCGCUGUGCUUCGGCCAUUUUGUGCCCUCCUCGUGGUCGCAGUGAGGGGUGAGUUACCCGAUUGAUCUCGGCUUGAGUAGAUAGGCGCCGUGCCAGCCUGCGCCAGAAUGCUGCGAAAAUUUUGUUUAGCCUUGCUGUGUAGUCAGCUGGGUUAGUGAGGCUUGUUUUUGGCUCCUUUGUGCUCCCUCUGUGUAGCUUGGGCGCCAUCUUCGCCUCAGUCUCAGGGGUAUUCCGGAGCCGUUGCGUGUCCGGCUGUAGUGUGGGGUUAAUCGCCCCCAGCGAGGACCGGGAUAUCCCCCACCGGUCCAGAGGGGGGGGGUUGCAGGGCCCUGUCGCUUGUUUGCAUGCGAGCGUGUCCUGUGUCGGGGGAUCGGCCGCCUCCCACACACUGCAGGUCCCACUCCUGAGUAGGCCUCAUGGCUGGUCCAUGUAUGUUUAUGUGGUUUCGAUGCGGGUCGGGUAUCAUUGUGUGCCCUGUGUGGUUCUGGUUUGUUCUCUGGGCUCCGUUUGCUGCUAGCACCAGUAGUUUAUGCAGAAUUUGCGUUUUUGUGCCCUCUAUUGCAGGAGCUCUCAGAAAGCACGACCGGCCAUCUUGGUUGUCAGGCCCCACCCCCCUUUGUCUUAUGUUUUAAAGAGAAAUGGAUCAGAAAUGAAGAAAACAAUUACAGAUUCUGAAAGAGGAAGAGAAGAGUAAACAAUAGGAGACUGUCAAGUUUGAGGUGACAGAGCCACUUGAAUAGUGUGUACAAGGUGUAGCUAUUGAGGCCAAUGAUACAAAAUGGUACUUGAUUUCAGGGAUUAAUCUUGUAUCACAGUGUUAAUCUUCACUAAGCUGAACAGACCAACUUUUUUUAGACAGAGUAUUUGAGCAGUUUGUCAUUUAAAUCAAAUUAUUUCUUCUAUUCAACUCAGACGUAUGAUAAAUAUUGUGAAAAUAAAAAUUAAGACUUUUCUGUAUAGAAAUCACUUUGUUUUCUGGUACAAUAUAUUUCAUACAGACAAUAGGAACAGGCAUGGGCUCCAAAGUUGUCACACCAAUAUACAAUUUUUGUUCGUGGCCGAUCUUGAGUAGUUUAUGUGUAUGUGAGAUCAAAGUGAUUUUUGGCGUCUUGUAAGAGCCUUUGAUACCGAUUUGACUAUGUGUUUUUAACAAACUACAUUUUGACAUCUACUAGCAUUCGUUUAAUAUAAAGAUUAGAUUUGUGGAACUCCUUAUGUUUAGACAGGACAAGCAUGUAUACAAUUAUCACUGGUGUAAACACAUGUUGUAUUUAUUUUUUCCAUGCUGUGUAUACAAUUUGAGAUGUUUAGAUCUGUUUUGAAAUUUUUCGUAAACUCAUUGGAUAUGAUAGAAUACAUCCUACACAUAGAUGUCCUAAAAUGCUCAUUUUUCUCCUGCUAACCACUUACAUCCUGUAUGAUCUAGAAUGGAAAAUAACACUUUCAAAGAUGAUGUGAUGGAGCUUUUAGCCAGUGUCCUGCAUAACAAGGACUGUGCCAUCCAGAGACUUAGGUGAGUCCCACAGGUAAAGAAAUCCAUCUUUCAAAAACAAAAUCUUCUCAUUACUUUUAUUGUACUGUACAAUGACUGAAUUAACAAUGUGUAGGGAUGACAGACUGAACACACAUAAUUAGUUUUAUCAGUACAAAGACAAUGAGGGCCUGCACCUUCACUGUCAAAUUUGGCAUGUGUAGCAAUGUGGCCUGUGCGCUUACCAUCUAAAUUGUCCAUAUUUGUUCAUGUGGAGUAGGGAAACAUAUCAUCUCUCCCAACACACACAUAGAUGCUGUUUUUUUUGCCCUUAAAUAGACUCCCUAAAGGCUUAUUCUUCUUUUAUCAAACCUCACUUUGAUUUAAACUAUUUUCAACAAUGGUGGUUCCAUCAAUAAGUUUAAACAUAAUGACCAUGAAUUUAAGAAAUAAUUAAAGCAAGGUUAGGCACUACUCCAGAUUUUGUAGACUACAUCUCCUGUUAUGUUUUUACAGCCAUAAUGCUAGCAAAGCAUCAGGGAAGAUGUAGUCUAAAAUGUCUGGAGUGCCAAAGGUUGCCUACCACCACUCUAAAGAAUGGAGUGAAUGCUCCAACUUUAGAACUGUGCACCAGAUUUGCUCCAUGUGUAAGGUUCCUUAAAUUAAUACGAUUAGAAGAAAGAAGCUGCCAAUCGCUCACCAAUAUUCCCUUACCAGCCUGGCAGAGAAUCUCCUGUCUGACCGUGGUGUGAAGGUCCUGGGUAGAGCCCUGAUGGUGAAUCGCACACUUGUUUCACUUGAGUGAGUAUUUUAACAAUCAGCAGACAGAUUUAUGGUUUGGUUAUGGGAUCUUCUCAAUAUUAUUAAUUUCAUACCUGUUUUUUGCAGCCUACAUGGGAAUUUUAUUGGACCUAAAGGUGUAAAGGCUCUCGCAGAAGCUCUGAAAAACAAUCAAGUCUUGCUCAGCCUAAAGUGAGUUCUUUACAGCAGGUGACAUCUUGGUCAGGUCUUUGGCAUCUCACCUUUCUGGUGAAUUCUCAUGACAAUUAGUCUGAUAUCAAGUUCCCAUUUUAGCCAAACUAAUCAUAAUCAGUUGUACACAUUGGCCGAGGAUGCUGUCAGCUGUAAACUGCCUAAAGUUUCAGAGAGACAUGGAGGCGUCCCAUGAUUUAAAGAUGUAUCACUAGAAAAGCAUUUAUUCAACUAUUAUUUCGAUGAUCAAUUGGUUAACUAUAAAUUCCUGUUCCCUUUCCUUAGUUAUCCAAUAUGUCACUGGUUCAAAAGUAAGAAAAUAAGACAGCCAAGGAUAAGAACAGCAAAUUAUUUUAGAAGAAGGUGCAAAAAAAAAAAUAAUAAUUGCAAAGUUACAUAAUAUUUCCAGAUCAGUUAUUUUUGCCUCCAUUUUUCCAUUCAGAUGUAGUUUGUGAAAAUGAGUUUAGCAAGUAGCCCUGUCAAUGUCCACGGAUCUAGGCAAGUGCCCCCAAUUUUUGUAAUUGAUAUUAUUUUGUGUCAGGACAAGUCGAUUGUCCUGACGAGCUAGUAGAUUGGGCUACCACUUGAGCCCCUUGGACAAGUAGAUUUUUUAAAAAAACUCCACACCCCUCUCUAGUCUAAAAUCCGGCAGACCCAGACCUCCCCUUUGGCAGUCCUAUCCUGGCAUAGCUGGUGCAGAAAACCCUUUUUCUUUUAAAUUCAGAUGGCCCACAGGUGAUUUUUCUUGACCCAUUGACUUAUACAUAUCAGUGUGUGAUAUUCUCAAAUUGUGAUGGGCAGAAGAGAUGCUUGAUGUUAGUGCAUAGUCUCAAUAGAAUAACAGACUGGAAAGCUUUGUCUUACCUGUGAGAAAGCUUCUUAGAUUUUGAGUUUUACUUAUAUUGUCUGUUCCAUAUAAUGUUUCUGCAUGAUAUUUUCUCCUGCUGCUAUUUAUUAUCUUCUUUACAGUCUCUUGGUCCUCACUGUACGUUCUUCUCUCUUGCAGUCUACACAAUAACCAGAUUAAGUCAGGCGGCACUCAUUAUCUUGCGGAGUCUUUGCAGGUGAACUGCAAUCUGAAGACGUUAAAGUGAGUAUCCUCAUGUUCUGUGGAGCAAGGUUAAGACAGAUAUUUCUGGAAUCCUCCCUGAUGCUCAGUUGGUGUGUUCUGUGGUUUUGCUAAACAACUGUCAUUAAAUUUUCCCUUCUGUUUUUUUUUUUACUUUUCAUAUAUUUAAUAAAACGUAAUGAUAUAAUAUCCUCCUGCCCUUUCCACCAACUGUUAAAAUGCCUACAUUUAGGGCUUCAGCCCCCAAAGAACCACCUCCCUAACAUUUCCCCUAUGAUUGGUGGUGUUCGGUAAUAAUGGUGACUCCUCACGGAGUCCCAUCUGAUUGGCUGAGUCUAUCUCAGAGAGGGAUCCAUGCAUUAUGUCAGACUGUCAGUAGGGAUUGUAGCUCAACCUUGGGAUUCCGGCUCUAACGUUGAUAUGUAACCAUUUCCCUUUUGAUGUCAUCGUAGCAUUCAGAAAAACAAUAUUGAGGCAGAGGGGGCAGAGAGUCUAGCAAGGUGUCUCAAGCAGAACCAAGUCCUUCAGGAGCUGUGGUGAGUGUGAAAUGUUGUUGUACAUGUUUGUGUUGACUUGGCAAUGAUGUGAGAGUAGAGAAAUAUAAUGACUUUCUCAAUCAGCACUUUAUAUUUACUCUCUGUGACACAGCUGAAGCUGUGGCCUUAUCUAGAGUUCCGUUUACAGAACAAAGUGGCUAGUACAAUAAGCUUGUUACGGAGAGUUAGGCAGCCAUUCCAUUUAUUUUAACUAAUGCUGAGUACUGAACUACACAUCCCAUAAGCCCUUGCUGGGCAAAAGUGUAUACGGUAAACCCCAGCUGAAAAUAUUGGGAUGGCUAAGAUUAUCAGCUAGAUGUCGGAUUCAACAAACCACAGGGAUAUGUAGCGCACAGAAGAACAUCGAAGGUUAGUAUCUUUUUAAAUAUAUUUAUUUUUGUGUGUGUGUAUUUUAUUCAAUGCAUCUAUAUAGUGCAUUAAGAAAAUAAGGGCAGCGUUCUCUGGCCAUUAAUAUCCCUCGAAGAUUUCUAUUUUUGAUUAAUAUUUUAAAUGGUAAUAAAUUAUUAGUAACAGUAGUUUUAAUUAAGUUAUUUUUUUUAUCAUCUGUGCUACAAUCACUCUUUGCCAGCAAUUCACAAAAUGAAAUCAUUCUUGGGUUUCCCCUUCUGCUCCUAUCACAUAUCAUGUUUCCUCCCUCAUAUUCUAUGCUGUUUCAACACUCUUUUGUACUCUUGCCUCUCUGUUACUGAAUGAUCCCCAGGCAUUCUAUCCCAAUCUACAGGUUGUCCAGUAACACUUUGGGGGACCGAGGUGCCUCAGCUCUGGCUGAAGCUCUUACUGAAAAUUCAAGUUUGAGAACGCUUGAGUAAGUCCUUCAGAAUAUAUGAAGAUUUUUCUAAAGAGAGCUUCCUCUGCUUUGUAGGGAUAAAGAAUCUAAGUGGAAGUAUGAUAUGCAGAGAAGCUGAAAGAUUUAUAAGGAUAAACCUACACAGGGCAUGUUUUCAUGACACAAGUAGUGGUGUCUUACAGGUCUUGGUGGAGUAGGUAGAGAACGACUCUGUACUGGUCCAAGUGGAGUAGGUAGAGAGUGACUCUGUACAGGUCUUGGUGGAGUAGGUAGAGAGUGACUCUGUACAGGUCUUGGUGGUGCAGUAGGUAGAGAGUAACUCUGUACAGGUCCUGGAGGAGUAGUUAGAGAGUAACUCUGUACAGGUCCUGGAGGAGUAGUUAGAGAGUGACUCUGUACAGGUCUUGGAGGAGUAGUUAGUGGGUGGCUCUGUACAGGUCUUGGUGGAGUAGGUAGAGAGUGACUCUGUAAAUGUCUUGAUGGAGUAGGUAGAAAGUGACUGUUCAUCAAGUAGGUAGAGAGUUACUGUGUAUAGGUCUUGGUGGAGUAGGUAAAGAGUGACUCUAUACAGGUCUUGGUGGAGUAGGUAGAGAGUGACUCUGUACAGGUCCUGGUGAAGUAGGUAGAGAGUGACUCUGUAAAUGUCUUGAUGGAGUAUGUAGAGAGCUACUCUGUACAGGUCUAGGUAAAGUAUGUAGAGAUUGACUGUGUACAGGUCUUGGUGGAGUAGGUAGAAAGUGACUGUGUACAGGUCUUGGUGGAGUAGGCAGAGAGUGACCCUGUACAGGUCUUGGUGGAGUAAGUAGAGAGUGACUGUGUACAGGUCCUGGUGGAGUAGGUAGAGAGUGACUGUGUACAGAUCUUGAUGGAGUAGGUAGAGAGUGACCUGUACAGGUCUUGGUGUGGGCUGUAGUGAGUUACUUUAUAUAGGUCUUGAUUUGGAGGUAGUGAGUAAUUAGGUACAAGUCUUGGUGUGGUAGGUAGUCACUUUGUACAGGUCUUGGUGUGGUUGGUAGUGAAUGAUUCUGUACAGGUCUUGUUUUAGUGGGUAGUAACACUUUAGGUAUCAUGCUGUAGUGUUUAGUGAUUCUAGACAUUAAUCUUUUCAUACUCUAUCUUGCAUUUCCAAUUACUGUGGAUUUAACAGAGUCCCUUUAUGUGCAGUUUGAAGAGUAAUUCAAUCAGCAACCGUGGAUUAAGUGCAUUGACCAGCGGACUGAGCCGGAACCAGAGCCUGAAACUGCUCAAGUGAGUGAAUCCGAUCGACCACGAAGUAGUCCAUUUACCAAAUGCUUUUAUAACAAACCUGAAGAUUUAAAAAAUAUUCCCAGUGUUGGUUGGUGGUUCCAGGUUUUUUUUUAGAUAAUAUUAUUAUCUAGUGAUUGGGUAUCAUUUCCAGAUUAUAUUUUGGCAUUCCACCAUCUAUACACAGUACACAGUGGAUCAAGGGCAUCUUCUCUGUGACAUUUCUCAGGUCUCUUUCAUGCAUUCUAUGCCCACAUCGUAGUCAUGUAACUUGUAUUGGUGGUGACAUAUGGGGAAUGUGCCGGAAACCUUGUGUGUUGUGUUUUUGUAACCCACUUCCAUGCAAAGAAAGGUAGAAAAGUGAUAAUAAGAAAAUUAUAAAGCAUCAUAACAAGUCGUGCUUCAGGAUAAUAUUGUGAUUUUCCUUUUUUUAUGUCCCGUUCACGUACCAUCUGACAUUUACCCUUCCAAACUUUUUUUCCUCUUCACCAGCCUUCGGGAAAACUCAAUCAGCAUCGAGGGUUCCAGGGCUUUGGCAGAAUCUCUCAAAAGAAACUGCACGUUGAAGCACUUGGAGUAAGUAUUCAUCAAAUUGCUGAGAAUCGAAUGUUCUGGGCAUGUAAACACUUCAGCUUGAAGACAUGAAAGGCCAAGAAGAUCUGGAAUUUUUAGCGUUACGAGUUUUAGAGUUAUGAACAGUGUAAACUACUUUCAUGACAAUAUUGCGACAUUAACAAUUAAACUUAAUUGAAGAAUUUUCCAAAUUCAGUUUUCAGUCCAUCCUGAUGCACCGUUUUCGGGCGGGGAAAGUCAAAAUCAAAAGGCUGAUUAUGUUGCCAGCUGGAUCUCCAAACUGUGGAGAAUGCGAGAAAAUGGAUAAUAAUAGAUUACAUACUAUUUAUGUGUGGGUGUAUAUUCACAUUUAUCCGCACACUAGAAAGAGAGAUUUGGAAACCCAUUCAAGGAAAUAAAAGCGAUAAAAGCUGUUCAAGUGUCUCUUUCUUUUUCUUUUUAAAAAAUGUAGGUGAGAUAAAUGGGCUUAUUCAUUAAACAGUGAAUUGUAGGACACAAAUUGCAAUAUCUGGGCAAAAACAGCCGAGAGGAAAUAAUUCUCCAAAUCAUCUGCGGUCACAUUUAGGCUAUUUUAACCUACAUUUUGCAAAUCAGUUUUUAAUUCACUGUCUCUGAAUAUUCCCCAACUAUUAACCCAAUACAGAGAUUCUUGGGAAAAAUAGCAAAGGGAAGACAAUCUGUGGAAAGUAUGGUAUGAAGACAAUAUUCUUCUGGUAUCCAUCUUUGAGAGUCAAGGUGUUUUUUGUCCCUUGGAUUUGCAUAGAAUGUUAGGCUGUGCUGGCAUUUGAUACAAAAUCUAAAUUUCCAAUGAUGCCCUGCACUCAUCUAAUGUACAUACAUGUGAGUGUGUAUGGCAGUAAGGGAUGCCAUUUUGGGGAGAUGGUGGCAGGAAACAAUUGGUUCAGAGGAAUUAAGUAUGGUUUACUGGGGUGGGGGAAAGUAACAGCUCCAGUUUCAGGCUCCUUCAGUGUAAAGACACAUUGUGAGCGUUAAACUGGAUUUCUAGGUACAGUCAUGAGGCUCAUUCGAGAUAUGUCUCUUACAGUUUGACCGCAAAUCUGUUGCACGACGAGGGAGUUGAAGCUCUUGCAGAAUCGCUGAAGGAGAAUCGGAGCCUGGAGUCUCUACAGUGAGUCUUUAUAGAUCUCGUAUUAUGAGUCCCUCAUAAUAGCCUCAGUAUUAUAAAAGUGAAUCGGUCCAUCUGAAUGAGAGCAAUUGUUAUUAGGCGAAAUUGCAAGUAAAUGUAUAGAUCAAAAAAGUAUUUUACCCCUAGACUAAUGUUAGUCACAGUGUCACAGGGAGAUGUAUGACAGAAGGUGAAAAAAACGAUAUGGUCGUUAGCGUUCAUACUGUCGUUAGCUCUCAUAUUACAUGGUUUAUAAUAAUGAUUUGUGCUAAAAGAAUUGAUACAAUGUUCUUUUCAUCAUUAGUUCAGUAGCCUUAAGAUUACUCUCCUGUUGAUGUGACGUGUAUUAACGAUUUAGUAAAUUAUGUCACAAUCCAGUUCGAUCCUGGCGCAGCGAAGGCACAUAUUUGCAUUUGUUCUAAUCCUUCGCAUACUACAUCCAAUGACAGAAAAGGGAAGAGCGUAUGAUAGUGAUUGACAGGAAGCCAAAAUGGAGUGCUAAACACAGCGUUUUUUUCUUUUCUUUUCCACACCUCACAAAAAAAGAUUUCUUAAAUAUAGGGAAUAAGUAAACAGAGUAUUAAAAAUCCUGGAAACUGAUGGUUUCAAAUUAAAGAGGUCAGUUUUUAACACAAGCUUCUACUUGCCCACAAACUGGAUAGCAAUAUGCAUAUUAACUUAUUUGUUUAUUUAAAAAAAAAUGCAAUAUUGUAAUAGUGCUUAAUAUAUAGAGAAAAACUCUGCCAACAUCACUGCCCCCCCUCCCCCAUUCUAAGUAGUUAAACCAUUUUAGAACUGUUUGACCACUACAUCCACCAGAGAGCGCUAAUGAGCUAAGCCCUGCCGUGUAAAACCAGUUCAUUGGCUGGGAGUAUCAGCUAAUUGCUCUCAAAGAAUGACCUAUGCCCUGCACCCUCUGGCAUAGUUAAGAAAGAAGGCUUCCGGCUUUCUGUUGAAUGUAGUGCAGGUGGGGAGCCGUAAUCAGUGGUCUCAGGUAAGAAGUCAGAUUAUUUUAAAAUAGUUUGACUACUUACAAAGGGGUUAGGGGUCCAUGAUACUCCUCAUACCAUUAACACGACAGCAUGUUGUAGUGGUUAUGGUGCUUGGAAUGGUCUUUUCAUGUUGGCGUCUUCCACGGCCUCUGAUUGGUUCCCCAUAGACUAACACAUAAUGUUUCAGCUGUGUAUUUAUGUAUCUCUUUCAGCCUCCAGUGGAAUUUCUUGAGGGCUGCAUCGGCUCGCGCUCUGGCUGGUGCCCUCCGUGAAAACCUAUCCUUGACUUGUUUAGAGUAAGUCCGGUUAUUUUAGGCAAUUCUACAUACACAUGCAUGAUUUGGUGUUGAGCAUUUCCUACCAUUUAUCUUAUAUGUGGUCACUCUGAGCUCUCUUCACAAUGUAUGUGUUGAGACAAAAAAAAGCAGAACGGGCUGAAAACUGUGAGGAAUAACAAUGACUGGAGGAGAGCAUGGUGGUCAAUGAAAACCCUUCUGCCACCUAGAGUAAUGUGGUGAGAUGUCAAGCCAGUCUUUGGGUCAAAUCCAGCAAGUUCCCAGUUAUUCAGAGAGGUACAGCUGUACAUGCAGGUCAAGAAACGAUGGGACCUUCUACAGAAUUAAGUGCCUGGGCCCUCAAAGUCUUCCAGAUACCGUCAUGGUCCCGGUGUAGGAAAAUGUAUAACAUAUUAAACUGUGGCUGCAGAGCCUUAACAGCUGCUCGGGCAGUAAAGGCUUAUAAAUACAGUUCAUGGUAUUUCACUAGCCAGUGGUGGCCUUUUUAUUUUGAAUAUUUUACAUAGCGUUUAGCAUUUCCAUAGCAGAACAGAGGGAGCUGUCCACUGAUGUGCAGCCAGUGUAUAACUCCAGUUCUGCAUAUUGUAACUAGAUGUGCAUAGAUCUAAUUUUAAGUGAUGUAUUUGAAUAGACUGCCUGGUAAUGGUCAAACGAACUGCUUCAGAAACCCAGCACCUUCAAAAACGAGACAAAUCUUAAAAUCCUUUUCAUUUGUACCCAAAAAGGGAUUUUGAUUAGUGUGAUUCGGUUAGUUUAUGAACUAACCAAAUUUUGGAAUCGAUUCGUUUGAGGGUUUCAAAGCAUUUUAUGCAGGCAAAUCACUUAAAACAGAUUUUUUUUCACUUGGCUAAUUUGUAACUAAUAAUGACUAUCCUGUGACCUCUGAUUCUUAUUAGCUUGCAGGAGAACUCUCUCGGAGAUGAAGGUACGGCAGAACUCUCCAGCGCUCUACGAGAGAACACCACACUCCAUGCUCUCUAGUAAGUGUUCUUUUUGAAUGGAUGUUCUCAAAUAAGUGAGCCUGGUAGAUGUGUAAAAGUGGGUCUAGUCAAUCAAGACCACAGAAGCUUGGGUCUAGAGCAGGGGUAGGCAACCUUUUGCACUCUGGAUUUUGUGGACGACAUCUCCCUUUAUGCUCCCUAAAUAUAUUUUAAAUGAUUUAGUUAUCUUUACUACAUAGCUUUUUAAACAAAUUUUAUUUCAACAAGUGUAGAGAUCUUUAUUGAAUAAUUGAUUUUAUAUAUUAAAAGGUGAGGUCGGGUAGCUAAAAGGGUUACUGCAAGCACCAUGACUACACCAGUGAUUUGAAGUGUUCAUAGUGCUUGGAGUCUGCAUGUGCACCAUUUAUACUUGUUGUGCCUUCAUUUCAACAACUCUAUAUUAACUAUCUGUAAAUUCACAUUCUAAUAGUACUACCAGGAAGAGAAGCCCAUGAUUGUAUGGUUGCAUAUAUAACUUGAAAUAUGGAUGCAUUAUAGAGAAAAUACAUGUAGACAGAAUUCUGAAAAUAAUUGUAUUAUGCAAAAACACUAUUGUAAUAAUAUCCAAUAAAUAAAUUUUAAUUUACAAGCCAAAAUAUCUAUCUAUAUAUCCAUCCGUCCAUGCAUUCAAGUUUCUCCAUUUAAUGCAUUUUCCCUCCACACAAACCAACGUGCAUGUAAUCACCAUUUACGUUGUGAUACAAACAUUAGACGACAUACGUAGGUGACAGUCUAUGCUGACCGAUCCUUGCUACAUUGAUCUGAAAGUAUCAGUAAAUUGCAUGUACCUUCAAUUGAGACAAAACUCUCAUUGAGCUGUAGCUGAGUGCACUCCCACGAGACUAAAGACAGAGAGAGAUCCAAAUUAGCCUCUGCACGAAGGUGUUACAGAUCGAUGAAACACUUAGAAGAAAUAAAUCUGGCACAACAAUAUAUUGAAAGGAACAAAGCCACAAGAAUAAUCAUGAUCAGGAUUCGUUAGGUGACAUAGAAAAUGCCUGUAUCUGUAUUGAUUACAAUAUAGUCAGGGCUAUUCUUCAAGCGCAAGCUUGUUUAACCUUUAACUAGGACAGAAUACCUGCAGGACUUUAUUCAAGGGUCAUAGAUCAAUAAGAUAUAAUAAGAAACAAACUAGAAGUGGUGUAUAGAGAUAAUAAAAAUUGCAAAUAUAAAUUCCAUGCAAGAUACAAGAGAAAAAUCUUAUACCUUGUUGGAACCCUCACAAUUGUUUAAUUGACAAAAAAAAAUAAAAAAAAAUGAUAUAUAUAUUGAUAUUUAUUUGUGGUCGAAUACAAUAAGCCGAGUUACAGUAGCGGUGAUGUAAGUCGGUUGUGGUGUGCCGAAACCAAAGUUUGGGUAGGCCGUUUAAGAGGGCCUACCAAGAUGAAUGGCUUAAUAAAGGGAGUGUUGGGUGGGCUGAACUAGACAGUCUCUGCCCUGUGGAAGGGGGCAGCCUAAAAAUGUAUAGGUGGUUAACCCUUACCACAACUAAGCCUUCUCAUAUAUACAAACAUACAUAAUACAUUGUUAUCAAAUAAGUAAGUAUCGAUCAUUCUUAUUAUCCCUUUUGUUAAACUGUACACAAUGUGUGAAUUUUUAGCUACACUGCUACAAUCAUUGAGUAUAUUAUCACUUACAUUUACUCUGAGUAGUAAGGUAGAGUAAUAAUAUCAGGAGUAAAAAUACCAGAUCAUAAUAGGUAAGGGCAGGACCAACGUUCAACAUCGUGCCAAACACAUGUAGACUCAAUGCAUCUCUAAGAGGAGAUGCUGAUUGAUUGAUAUGUGGUGAUUUGCCCUACAUGCACACUAGACUCCCAGUGCUUCCCUAUGGGGAAGGAUUGCAUUGACUGAGAUUAUCCAAUGCCAUGAUCAUCUAAGCACCUGGGAAAAAGGUUUACAACUAGUUUAAUAUAUGUAUUCUGAAUUACAUCAGCUGGUAAUACAGGGCUGAGAUAUAGAAUAGGAAAAAUGGUAAACCGCGCCAAAAAGUGCUCAAAAGUGCUAAAUAAAUAUGUUAUACAUACAUAUUAAUCUUGGUUAAUAUAGCAUGGUAAAAUCCUCGAGGGAAACAAAAAACAAUAGAAUAAUAGUGCAAUAUGUUGUCGUUAAUAGACACAAAUGUAUAUAAAAUUCCAAAUAAAAGGUAAACUCACACUUUGCAGAGCUACUAAGAGCUCUGCUGUAUAGCGCCCGCGACUCAGAGGAAAAUAGGACGUCACCACAAACUCUUUAUUUGGAAUUUUAUAUACAUUUGUGUCUAUUAACGACAAUAUAUUGCACUAUUAUUCUAUUGUUUUUUGUUUCCCUCGAGGAUUUUACCAUGCUAUAUUAACCAAGAUUAAUAUGUAUGCAUAACAUAUUUAUUUUGCACUUUUGAGCACUUUUUGGCGCGGUUUACCACUUUUCCAAUUCUAUAUCUCAGUCCACUACAAGCAGGUAUUGGGAAAUCCUGCUGGUUCACUGCUGCUUCACAUUUGGUUAGCUAGAGCGCCUAACCUAUUUUUUUUUUUUUUUAAAUUUAUAUUUUAUUGUGUUAAUCGAGGUUGUGGGGGUACAGAAAAGAAGGUGGGAGGGUUGGUUAAACAGGUAACAUCUCUAUAUGACACUCAUGAUUCCAAAACAAUGUGUCACCAUUAUGCGAGAGACAUUGUUCCAACACAGUAGUAAUAGUAACAACUAACAAUUGUGCACAAGGUAACAUCAGUACAUUCUUAACAAUGUGGCAUUAACUUUCAUGAGACAAUAUAGUGCUGUUACAUGUGCAAGGUGUUCCGUUUGUCGUCGCCUGCAUUGUAAAUCGUCAGUGGCGAAAGGUAGCACUAAUUGUCGUAAAGUUUCUUCUUGUCUUUUCGUUAGGUGCUGGGUGGUAGGGGUCCGGUAGGGGGUCUAGAACCUGAGUGGGGGUCUAAGGGUGUCCGGGGGGGCGGGGGGGUUAUAGGUGGGUGGAGUGCAUGGGUGUGCGCGAGCAAUACCCGUAAUUCGUUGGUGGUUGUCUUGGUCUGGUGGUAGAACUGCUGUGGCGUAGGGGGGCUAGUCCGGGUUGCAGUCCCGGUUAGUGCUUGUGGUAGUGUUUGCUAUUGUUAGUGUUCUGUCCUUUAUUCGUCCAAACUCUCUUUCCCAUUUACCCCAAGUAACGUCAAAUUGUGUGAUAUUCUUAGCAGAUGUGGUUGCCAUUCUCUCAUAUAUAUGGAAUUGCCCUAUUUUAUCUGUCAGCUGUAGUUGAGUGCUAGGAGAUUUCCAGUUGAGUGCUAGGAGAUUUCUUGCAGCCAUGAAAACUAACGUUAUGAUUUGUUUUUGGCCUGGGUUAAGGCCUGUGGGAAGCAGGAGCAUUAGGCAAAUGGGUGCUGUUAGUUCAAAUUUUGGAAUGUUUAGUGUGUCUAGGAUUGACCUCGUGGCAGUCCAGAGAGGUUUGAUGCCUCUGCAAGACCACCACAGGUGUAUCAGUGUGCCUGGGCUUGAUUGGCAUCUCCAGCAUAGCGGGCUCGUCGCGGGAAAUAGUUGGUGAAGUCGUUGUGGGGUCAUGUACCACCGGUACAUGAGUUUCCUGUGGGCCUCUAUGUGUGAGAAACAUUUUGUUUGUUUGGACAACCCAUUCAGUGUUUGUAGCCACUCCAUAUCUGUUAAGGUUAUGUCACAGUCUAUCUCCCAUUGGGCUUUGUGCGAAUGUGGUUUAGCUGGCGUGAGUUCUUGCCACGUUUUGUAACAUAGUGUGAGUGUUUUAGGUUUAUUGGGUGAGGACCAGCAUCUGUCAAUGAGCAGCUGUGAAGUGGUUUGUGGGGAGCUGUUUGGGUUGUGUGCGGUAGUUAUGUGUGCUUAUAAUACGCUUUUAAUCUGUAAGUAGGAGAAGAUGGCUCGGCUGGGGAGUUUCCACUGCGUUUGUAGUGUGGGGAAGGGUGUUACUUUCCCUUCGGUCAUCAGUUGGGAUAUGUGUUUGAUCCCUGCCUUAUGCCAGUCUUGAAGUGGUAUGUCUUUUACCAUUGUUCUGAGUAUCGAGAUGGGUGAUUUGGGGUGGAAGGAGUUGUUAUAUCCAUGAAUUCAUCCCAUACUGCCAGCGUGAGCUGGGUGGUUGGGAAGAGAUCCUGUCGUCGCGGUCUGAGGUGUUUGGGUGUCCAGAGAUAGUCAAGUAGGCUUUGGUUGUGGAAUUGUGCUCUUUCCAUGUCUACCCAUUGAAUCGUAUUAGGUGGUGUGUGGGAGAGGACACCUGUGGACAGGAUAGCCGCUCUAUAGUACUGUCUGAGAUUGGGGAGACCAACUCCGCCAGAGCGGGUGUCUGUUUGGAGGAGUGCCAUGGAUACCCUAGGUUUCUUACCCCCCCAGAUGAAAGUGCUGCAUAGUUUUUGUAGUGUUUUGCAGCAUUGGGCUGGUAUUUUGAGGGGGAUCAUCCUAAAGACAUAGAGAAUGCGGGGCAGGAUCAUCAUUUUGUAGGCAUUAAUCCUCCCCAGCCAUGAGAUCAUCGUAUGUUUCCAUUUGUGCAUUUCAGUGUUGCAGAGCGUUUGUAAUGGUGUGUAGUUUAAUGUUAUCGUGGCCGAGGUGGAGGGUGCCACUUUUAUCCCCAGGUAUGUAAUGGAGGCGGAUCUCCAAUCAAAUUUGUAUGUGGUGCGAAGGGAGUUUAUCAGGGCUUUUGGCAGGUUGAUGGGUAGGGCUUGGGUUUUGUCUUGAUUUAAUUUGUAGUAUGAGACUUUUCCAAAUUGUUGUAUGAGUUCCAGCAUAUGUGGUAAAGAGCGGGUGGGGUCUGUUAGUGCCACGAAAAUGUCGUCGGCAAACAGGGCCAGGCUGUACCUCUUGUCUCGUAUGGGGAUUCCUUGUAUGUCUGGAUGGGAUCUGAUUUUGCACGCUAGGGGUUCCAGGGCUAGUAUGUAUAGAAGGGGCGAGAGGGGACAUCCUUGUCGGGUGCCGUUAGUAAUAGAGAAGGGGUUGGACAGGAAGCCUCCAUGGGAGACCUUGGCCGCUGGUUUGUGAUAUAAUGCCAUUAUGCUUUUGAUCAUGGACAUGGGGAAGUUAAAUUUGUGUAGGGUUUUAGCCAUGUAUUCCCAAUUUAGCCGGUCGAAGGCCUUCUCCGCGUCAAGCGCGAGGAAGAGUCCCUUCGAACCCCUAGUGUCUAGCGUGGAUAACAUGUUCAGGAUUUUCCUGGUGUUGUCUGAGCCCUGGCGCCCUUUAAUGAACCCCGACUGGUCAUUGUGUACCAGUUUGUGUAGGAGAGGAGCUAGUCGGUUGCUGAUGAGUUUAGCAUAGAUUUUGGCAUCCCCAUUGAGUAGGGAAAUGGGCCUGAAGUUUUUACAUUGAGUGGGGGGCUUGCCAGGCUUAGGGAGGGUGGAGAUGUGGGCCAGCAGCAUCUCCUCUGGUAAUGCGCCUGCGGUGGCGCAGGUAUUGAGGAGUUUUAGUAACUGUGACGCGAGGAUGUGUGAGAAUUUCUGGUAGUAUGCGUUAGUAAAGCCAUCAGGGCCAGGGGAUUUGUGGGCUGGUAGUUUCGAUACUACAGCCGUGAUCUCGUCUAUGGAGAAUGGUUGUUGUAGCAGGUCUAGGUCAUCGUUUGUUAAUUUUGGUAGGUCAAGUCCCGUCAAGAACCCGUCAAUGUCGUCAUGUGUAGGUAAGAACAUGUUGGGGUCAGUUUUAAGGUUAUACAAUUCACUGUAAUAUUUCGCAAAUUGGUCUACAAUACAUUGUGGGUUCAAAGUCUUCGCUCCCUUAUUGUCUACUAGGAAGGCAAUCCUGGAGGCCACACAUCUCUCCUUUAGUUGUGACGCUAGUUUGGCGCCCGCUCUAUUUCCGUUGGCAAAAAAGUUAUGUUUAGCUUUGUGUAAAAUAUAUGUUGUUUUAGCUAGUUCUAUGUUUCUUAAUUGAUUUUGGAGGUCUAUCAAUUUUUUGCAAGUGGCCCUAUUUGGGUCUCUUUUGUUGGAGUGUGUUAGUGUGGCUAUUUCUGUUACCAAGGAGUUAUAGGUUGCGAGCCUUAUUUUCUUGGCUCUACUGGCGUGUUUUAUAAGGCUGCCUCGUAUGACCGCCUUGUGCGCUAGCCAGAUUUGUUCUAUCGGUGAGUCUUGCACCGUGUUUUCGGCGAAGUAGUUCUGUAGGUCUGAGGUAACCUGCGUCACUACAUAGGGGUCCACCAGAAGAGACUCAUUCAGCCUCCAGGUGCCUGUCCCUUUAUUGGGGAAUGUUUCCUUGAUGCUUAGGGUGACGGGUGCAUGGUCUGACCAUGAUAUUGUUCCAAUAUUAGCUUCCUCUAUAUUAGUUAUGGAGGAUGCGGGGAUGAGAAAGCGGUCUAUGCGGGAGUAACUGUUGUGUGCCAGUGUAUGGCAUGUAUAGUCAACUUCUGUGGGGUGGAGGAUGCGCCAUGGGUCUACUAAGUGGUGAGAGGCUAGUGUGGCGCAUACUUUGGCUGUUAGAGCCGUUCGUCUCCUCAGGGUGUUUUUAGAGAGCCCUGCAGCGGUGGAUGAGUCAGACUCACUAUCUAGUAAGAAGUUUGUGUCGCCUCCAAUGAUUACCUCCCCAUAUUUGUACAUAUCAAGUGUGGCCAGAGUCGAGGUUAGGAAUUCGUGUUGGUUUUCAUUAGGACUGUAAAUAUUGACUAGCGUAUAUGGGUUAUUGUUAAGAAGGCAUUGCAAAAUCAGGUAGCGCCCUUUUCUAUCAGUUAUUUUGCGAACCAGGGAGAAUACUACAUCCUUACUAACUAGAAUGGAAACACCUCUUUGCUUGGCCGUGAAACAGGUGUGGAAGUCAUGGGGAAACCAUUUAGAGGUGAAUUUUGGUCUAUCUUUCCACCUGAAAUGCGUCUCCUGAAAGAACGCCACUAGAGCGCCACUUUUCCUUGCCUCUUGUAUAGCCAGCCUGCGCUUGUGCGGGGAGUUAAGCCCUUUUGCGUUUAGGGACAUAAUUUUAAUUACCAUGACCUAUACGUUUGGGUCGCUGCGCACAUGAAUAUAAAGGAUUCAGAGUUGUCUUGCAAGAUAGGUAGAACGCCUUUACGGGUAUGCUGGCAUGGGGAAGAGGGGAAACAACAGGGUAAUAACUAUAUACAAAGUUCCGUAUGUCGCCAUAUGGGGACAUUAGGUCGCAUCAAGCAACGGACAAGUAUGGCUCUCAGGAGGCCUUAAGAGCCUUGGGGGUGGCCCACGUGGAGCCGGUUGGCACUAACCACAAUGCUCGUGGUUGUGGCAGUGCUUGGGUGUAGGUAAGGCGGGUUUGGGAGUUCCUCCUCCCUGUCACGGCUUGGGCUAAAAACAUUUAACCGGUAAUAUUAGAGCAGAUUACAAGGGGAAACAAGUUAAAGAAAAAUUAUAGAACCUGUACGUCUAGUCCAUUCGGUUUUCACCGACAUAGGUUUAAUCAGGAGCUUCCUUCAUGGAGGAGAGGUUCUGCGGUCGGCGGAUGUGCGCGGGGUUUUCGUUGUUCGGUUCCAAUCUUUUGCGAGGGGUUUUGGUACCGCGUUCAAAUGUGGUCCCUUGGGGUCGUUGUCGUGUAGCGGAAUGUCCCAUUCCUGGAGGAUCCUCUUUCCUUCUUCUGGGCUGAGGAUUGGUUUGUCCACGCCAUUCCGCUUGAUCAGUAGCUUCGUAGGGAAGCCCCAUUUGUAGGGUACAUUUGCUGCUCUUAGUGCUGCGGUGAUGGGCGCGAACGUGCGUCGUGCAAGCAUGGUUGUUGAUGAGAGGUCUGUGAAGAGCUUGAUGUCUGUGUAUGGUUCCGGCCAGCGGCCUGCCGUUCUGGCUGUUUGCAUGAUGCGGUCUUUGAUUAGGUAGUAGUGGACCCUCGUAAUGGUGUCCCUUGGCGUGUCAGGUGGUAGGUGCCUGGGUUUAGGGAGUCGGUGUGUCCUAUCUAGGAUUAACUCCGCAUCAGCCAGGGAGGGGAUAAGCAUUUUGAAUAAGUCCUGCACAUAUUGGGUUAAUCUUGUCUGUGUGACAGAUUCUGGGAUACCUCUUAUGCGGAUAUUGUUCCUCCUGCUUCUAUCCUCCUGGUCUGCUACCUUCCCUUCCAGUAUUUUGAGCUUCUGUAUUAGGGAUGCAUGUGCCUCUGCCAUGGAGUUGUGUGCAUCAAUCAAUUCCUCUGUGCGCUCUUCCAGGCGCGCUGUGCGUUCCCCAAUGCUGUUUAUGUCUGAUCUGAUGUCUGAUGCUAUUUUCUGCAAGUCUGCUUUAAAUGAGGAUUUAAGCUCCAGCAUGAUUGAUCUGAUGGAAGAGUUUGUGGCUGGGCUGUCUUGGCUAUGUCUGUGAUCCCCUGCUUCAGGGUCACAUGUUGGGGAGUUGGGCCUAUCGGCGCCAUCUUGUUCGCCAUGCUCUGUGCUGUGGUGCCUCUCCAGAUGAGCAUGCAUUGUUUUCUGCUUCAUUUUUCGUUGCGGUUUCGCCGCCAUUUAGUGAGAGGGUAAUUCCCCUUGAUGUUGCUGGCUUUAGCCGGCAGUUUGCUGCUUAAACCACGCUGUGUUAGCCGAGAUGUCGGAGGAGCUCCGGUCUCACACGUCCGCUCACAUCCGCGGUCAGGACACGCCCCCCCUAACCUAUUUUUUAUUGGUAAUACGGAUGUGUAAAUUCUCUGCCGAAUGGAAGCCAUACAAUAAGAGGGAGUAGGUUGAUAGAGCCCUAGACAACAUAAAACAUUCCAGUGAUAAUUUGGACUGUGUAAAUAAUUAAGUAGGAUAAAAACCAUUUCUAACUAAUAUAAUGACAAUAUACAGGCAGCAGACACAAUGUGAAUCUGGGGUAAAUGAAAUGAUAUCUUAUUGAUAAGACUAGGAUUGCAUUGAUUGCUGAUUAUCGUCUGUAUUCAUUCAGUCUGCAGGGGACAGCUAUUGGACCAUGUGGGGCUCAGUCACUCGCCGAAGCCCUGACUGUGAAUAAAGGAUUGAAGCUUCUCGAGUGAGUAUUGAUUGACGAGAUAACACAACGUUCAUACAUAUUCUAGGUAGUCAUCUUACUGUGUUACUAUAUUAUCCACAAAUUUUCAAAUAAAAAAACUAAAACUAAAUUUAGUCCGAAAUAGCCGAUAACGAACAAAUUCUCGAAUUCGGGUUUCAAGCCCCCCCAAUUCACUGUUUAGGUAAUAAACACAUUUUAUUAUUUACUAGUUCUUUACAUGACGAAUUGAUCCCCUAAAUUCACAUUUCAUAAAGAGGUGAACGUUAAUUCAUUAAACAGUGAACGGAAUCAUAAAGUGCAAAAAUUAGGCUGAAACAGACAAGCUGGAAAAGAGCUGAAAUGGAGAAUUUUUACUAAACCGCUAUUAUUAAGUGAAUCAAUCCUAAAUGGGUUCAUUAAAAAGUGAAUUGUUGUGAAUUGCAAACUAAAGGGCAAAUUUUAGAUUAAAACAGCCACGCUGUGACUUGAGAAAGGUUUUCAUAUCUGUUAGAAUUUAACUACGUUUAGCAAUUCACAACACAAGUGGUCGAGCUUUAUGUAUGUGGAGUGUUUUAUUUAGUGUUUUUUUUAUGCAUUUCCCAGCACUUUGUAAUUACAGUUUAAGUUACUCUCCACGAUAAUGUUAAGGGCUUUUAAAAUCUCUCUUUUGUUCUAAACCUGCUGUUUGAUCACAGCCCGUCAUGUGUAAGCAAUUAUAACAUAUCAGAAAGUAUCUAUGGGAUGCCAUGUUAUUAACUGACUGUUUAUUGUCUCUGCAGCCUACGAGGGAAUAACAUUGGCCUACGUGGAGCCAAAGCCUUAGCCGGAGCUUUAAGGGUUAACACCAGCCUGCAAACUCUCAAGUAAGUAGCUGCUGUUUAAAGGGAGAGAAUCGAAUCUAUAGAAUGAGAGUGUGGCUGAGAGCUUGCAAAGUGUUCCUCCUCAGGUGAGCCAUAAAUGAGGCAAACGGAUAAGACUUAAUAAAAACGCCACGUUGAGAGCCUAAUGCUCAUAGGAAACCAACAUAAUGUGUUUUUAUUAAUCUUUAACUCCUUUUCUCCAGAAUUGAUCGCCUUAGGCAAAACUAAUCAGAUUGCCAUAUUAAGGGAUCUACUGAUCACUGCAACACCGAUAGGUUUCCAUUGUCUGAUCCGCGUUCACCUACCUGCAUGUACAGGAAUCCCACCAGUAAAUUUAGUUGUGGCUUUAAUAAGGAAGAAUGCUAAAUGUCAAGCAAUCACCAUGGAAAUCAAUGGCAUGUCAUUUGCUCUAUUUUUAGAUCAUUGCACCGUGAUUAUUAUUACUGGUAUUUAAAUAAAGCUUUUUACAAUAUUACUGUUCUUUACUAAGAACCAUUAAUGUGUCUUACACCUGGGGAGAUCGUGCAUGGCCUUUGGUGGCAUGCAGCAAUAUCAGACAAUAUAUGUUGCCAAUCUCAACAAAACGGAUAGCAGAAUAUAUCACUAUUUAAUAAAGACCUUUUGGUUUGUGGUUCAAACGUUUUCCUUAAAAUAAUAUCCACCGUUCCUGGAAAUCUAAGUGAACAAAGUUGUAUACAUGACAUACAAGUCUUUUAAGAGCCCUGUGUGAGGAUUCAAUGUAGCCAUUCCCCAGCUGGUACCAAGUACAAUGAAUACUGGUUCACCCAGUGGAAAGCACAAGGUGUUGGAACCUAACAUUAUAUUCACCUGGUAACUUGCUGUCAAACAGAUACCUUCACCAUGUGAUCCGCAAAAUAUCAAACCACAUGGAUCAUCACUCAGUUAGUGAUGGGUUGUGAUUCACUCUAACAUUCGAGUUAAACAAGCAUUUGCAAGAAUGACUGUUACCCAUCUUAUUCUAGUUUUGUUAUUACCAUUGUCAGACCUUUUUUUUCAUGCUUCACUAGUCAAACGGUAAAAGGCUGGCUUAGCAGCUUCUUUAAUCUUUGAAAAUAAAUGUGUACAAUGAUCUUCUCUGCUCCCUUUUUUCCAGCCUGCAAGAAAACUCCAUAGGUCUGGAUGGUGCGAUAUGCCUGGCCAAUGCAGUGUCCGCAAACCGUUCUCUGACAUUAAUCAGGUGGGGGGAUCUACACACUGAGCUAAGUCUGUGCCUUUUAUGGAUCAGCAUGGGGGAGGGAGGAUGGAGAGGAGGUUUGGUUCUGUGAACGUGAGAUAUUGCCAUUUGGGCCAACUGGUUGCGUAUUCAAUUAAAUUAUCUUUUCAAAAAGAUGUUUCACAAGUAUUUCUACAAAGACACCCCCUUUUUUUCGUCUUGCAGCAUUUAAAACCUGACAAUUAAUGGUCUGUUUCCUUUAGUCUCCAGGGGAACCAUAUUGGUCAGUCAGGAGCUAAGGUGAUAUCAGAGACUAUUCGAAACGAAGCCCCUCACUGCAAAGUGGAAAUCUGACAUCACGUUUCCUGGUGGAUCCCCCUGCAUUGUACUCCGAUCACAGUGAAAGUGGGGGAGAACAGUGAAGAGUAGGAAGAACAUCCCAGAAUGCACUCUGUUGUAAGCGCAUGGCCUGCAAUAUCAGACAUGUAAAACAACAAAUAACAGAUUAAUCUUUCAUUAGGAACAAUGGACAGAUAAAUUAAACCUUUUUACAUUUGUUAAAAAAAAAAAUUAAAAAAAA
Messenger RNA from Pelobates cultripes (western spadefoot toad), 47774 nucleotides. The record is from the annotation of a GenBank genome assembly. Lineage: Eukaryota; Metazoa; Chordata; Amphibia; Anura; Pelobatidae.